Pelobates cultripes (western spadefoot toad) is the source of this 69612-nucleotide messenger RNA. The record is from the annotation of a GenBank genome assembly. NCBI's taxonomy places the organism in Eukaryota, Metazoa, Chordata, Amphibia, Anura, Pelobatidae.
AUGGCGAACAAACAGGCAAAGAAAGAGUCUCGAAGCAGAACCCCAACGGGUAACCCAUAUAUUGUGUAAAUGAAGAAUAUGUUGUAUUACUGUAACAAAACUCAGCAAUUUCAGAGUGAAGUGCCGCCUGUACACUUAGACGGCGUUCUAGAACGGCACUUUGUAACCAGAGAAGCUUUACCUCUGUGUUCUGCUGAUUAAUAUUCGAAUAGAAUCUUUACCCUAUGUGUUCUGCUGAUUAAUAUUCGAAUGGAAUCUUUACCCUCUGUGUUCUGCUGAUUGAUAUUCGAAUAGAAUCUUUACCCUCUGUGUUCUGCUGAUUAAUAUUCGAAUAGAAUCUUUACCCUCUGUGUUCUGCUGAUUAAUAUUCGAAUAGAAUCUUUUACCCUCUGUGUUCUGCUGAUUAAUAUUCGAAUAACCCUCUAUACUUGUACUUCUCUUUACCCCUGCUGCGUAAAAAAAUCAUAUAAUACUUUAUAUAUCGAGAUGCCAUAAACUUAUAUGAUCAUACACCAAUACAGUGGAUUUAGCACGUAUGCAAUGUACAUUCAGUGGAUAAUAUAUAUAUAUAUAUAUAUAUAUAUUUCUUUAUUUUUGUAGUGAAGUGAUACAAAAUAUGGGUAACAACAUAGUGUGAGGAUUCCAAAUACAGCAUGUCAAUAAACAAUGCCAUGGAAUCAGAGAAGAAUAUAGACAAAUGUGUUGGGUGAAGUUACCAGAUGGUGUAUACCCAUCACAGCACUGUGUGUUGUUUUUAGUUUUUAUUUAAUCAAUAAACAUAGAUAUAUUUUAAUUGGCGUAUGGUCCCUAAAUGAAAAUGAAAUGUACCUGACAAGCUUUUAUUAAUUAUUUAUUUUUAAAUAAAUAUGUUUUACUGGAAUUACUUUUAUCCCUUCAGUGCAAAUGAUGCUGAGUAAAAUAGUUCUGACAAGGAAACUGUACAUUUAACCUGAUAUAGUCAGCAUUACGUGAGUUCAAACAGUCCUGCUACUGUUACCUAAAGUCAAAAGGAAUAAUAAUGUAUUAUAUCUAGUGAAAAAGCAAAGUAUGUUUAUCUAUUCUUUAGUUUCACAGUAAACAUUAAAAAAAAUAAAACUCAAAUUACAUAGAUUGGCACAGUUCAUAUUUAACCACAGGGGUGUGAUUUGUAAUUUCACAUAUAACAAUUUAUGCCAAAACGUGAUGAGAAUUCUGUUUAUAGUUACUAUAUCUCUCGCCAGGGGAGGGCUGGCAGCCUUAUGCCUGGGGGGCAAAUCCAGUCAAGUGGCCCAUUGCACCCCUGAAUCAGCUCACCAUCCAUGCCCACCUUUUCCUGGUUUUAUAAUGGAUAUUGAUGUUAUGCUAAUCAGUAGCUCUUUUGCCAUACCCACUCCUUUGCAACUCAGACUUUCAAUGUUGUUAGAGCGCAGGCUGAGAAUCUCUGAGCCUGUGCUCUGACUCACUGAGCACCGGAACCACAAGGGAGAGGAUAUGAUCUAAGACAACUACUGCUGGUGCGCACCAAUGGACCACCAGGGAAUCGUUUAAAUUAAAUAUGCUGGUGUCCCAAACUUGUGAGCUGUGUUGGCCUCUGUUGUCAUGGCACCCUACGUGACCCCACAGCUUGCACACCUCAAAGGCUGGCCCUGCUGACAGACACACUGGUACUCACUCUCAAUAUCACACACGCACAAACCCUGAAAGACAAACACUCACUGACCGGCAGACACAUACACACACACUGACAGGCAGACACACAUUCACUGACCGACACUUACUUGACAGACACACUCGCUGACACACACACUUACUGACAGAUACCAGUGCCAUAUUAACAACAUUAUGAGCCCCCGGGCAAAGCAGUGCACUGAGGCCCUGCCUACACAACUUACAGGAAUAAAAAUGUAAAUUAUAGAUACAACGAAGAUUAUAUUUAUAAGUACCUCCAACAAAUGCAAUGCAUACAUACAAUACAUACACAUAGACUACUGAAUACAGUCACACACCGACUGCUGAAUACAUACACGCAUACAGACUGAUGAAUAGACACACACACACAGACACACAGACUGCUGACUAUACACACACACAGACUGCUGAGUACACACACACAGACUGCUAAGUACACAUAGAGAGUGCUGAAUACAUACACACAGUCCGCUGAAUACAAACACACACAAACAUACACACAGACGGCUGGAUACAUACACAGUUCGCUGAACACACACACAGACUGCUGAACAUACAGACUGCUGUAUGUGUUUGUGUGUAUGGGUGCGGUGUGAGUGUAGGGUGCUGUGUGUGUGUGGAGUGCUAUAUGUGUGCUGGGUACUGUGUGUUUGAGGGGUGCAGGUAGCAAAUGUGUGUGUUUUUUUUUUUUUUUAAUACUACUAUACAUUAAAUACAAUCUAUAUGUCCCCCCCCCACCCUUCUUCUUACCUUUGGUGAAAGAGGCUGGGACACAGCCAGUCCUGGUUGUCCAGUUGUGAAUUCUGUACAGCCUGCCGCUUGUCUGGGUGCAGGCUGUCUCCUGUCCUCCUGCGCGCAGAAUGCUGUGUGGAGCAUUGCCAUGCCUCUCCUGCAGCCCUGGGUCCUAGCUACCUCUCUCCCCGAUCGAAGGGAGAUCUCCCUUACCGGCCCAAGGGGGCCCACGGCCAGAAAACAAGGUCACCUCUCCAUUGGCCGGCCGGGGAGAUCAAAAGAUCUCCCCUGUCGGCCGGGCAUGUGCUGGGCAGCGUGGUAGGGCCCCCAUGCCUGUGGGGCCCACGGGCAACUGCCCAACGUGCCCACACGGAAAGACGGCCCUGACAGACACACACACAAAUACUUCCAGACACACACACUUCCAGACACACUCACCGACAGACACAUACACACACACUUACUUUCAGACACACACACUUUCAACACACACACUCACUUCCAGACACAUACGAACACACUUCCAGACACACAUGCACAUACUUACUGACAGACAGAUACACACACACACACACACUUACUGACAGACACACACUCACACUUCCAGACACACACACUCACACUUCCAGACACACACACGCACACACACUUACUUUCAGACACACACUCACAAAUUAAUUUUAUUUCUUGUAACUCCUACCUUUAGGAGUCCUCUUCCUGGGGUCCAGUGUCUUCCAUGAUCUUCCUGCUCCUCCCUGCUCCCUCGCGCAGUUUAGUGAUGCGGGGCCGGAAUGACAUCAUAUUCCGGCUCCCGGCAUCACCAUAGAGGGCGCACGAGGGAGCAGGAAGAUCAUCAGCACAGGCAGUGCUCCCUCGCCCCGCCUGCCUCCUUCCUUACGCGGCCGGUAUAUUCCUGCAGAGUAGGCACCUGCCAUCUGGGACUUGCUACCGGGGCGAACUAGGUGGCCAGCUGGCCACCUGCUGGGCUCCCUGCGACAGGCCAUGGGCCUGCUCCACGCGGCACCCCCUCCUCCUGGUGCCCAGGACCGCCCUGCAGCUGCCAUUUUUCAAAUGACUUAGGGCGGCCUGGGGGGCAAUUGCCUACCUGCCCAGCCCAGCCCGCCCCUGUCUCUCGCUUCUGAAAAUUCAUUUUGAACAUGCAUGCAUUUUUUUAUUCGGUUUUUAUCUUAAAAUAGUUUGCAAAAGCUGCAUAGCUCUUGACUGAAGUCAUUGCAAGCCCUCCCAUUCUUUCCCAGCCCCGACUUUCUGUGACUGUUCAGUUACAGACUGAAUAAGACGUCUUUGCAAGAUAGGUGCUCGGAGCUAUUGCGUGCCUUUUGAACUUCUCUCUAGCUGAAACACUGCACAUACAUACUCCUACCACAAUAACCACUUGAAAUUACUGAUGUUGUCAAGGUGGUUGGAGUAACCCUUUAAUUUAUAAAAGUGCCAAUUUCUGUUGAAAUCUGCACUUUUUGUACAAUAAGUAAACUGAAGUGCUUUAGGAGUGCAGAGUAUCCCUUUACAUAAUUAACUCAUUUUAUUAAUUACAAUUUGAGGGACCUGCCUGACAACCCAUGCAGAAAGUCCAGGGAAUUUGGUUCGCAAGUCCUAUAUACAUAUUUUUUUUUUGUAAUUCUUUAUUUUUGAUGUGCAGUGAGAUAUCAUAAACAUUCAAAGUAAUAAGUCACAUAGAAAGUUAUUCAGCAAACAGUACAAGGAAACUGCUAUUUUUUUUGUUUUUUAAAUGAAAGUUAUGACGAGUGAUUCAAUGCAUAGAGAUUGCCAAAGAUAAAAGUAUUAGAUAAGGAUAUAUGCAGUGGAUGUUUAGACAGGCAAUAGUAUUUUUGCACAGGCUAGUUAAACUGAUUGAGAGCGUGGUUGUACACCCAGGAGGACCCUACAAUUAGGAAGCCAGACCACAAGCAAGCAGGGCAUUAGAUGGAGGGAGAUAAAUUAACAGAAUAGGUACAUGUAGGUAGCUUAAAACAUAAGUAAAAUGAACAAGUGACAGGGAAGCUGGUGCGCUGCCAUCAGGGAUUUCCAUUUCACAUCAACCUAUACCCCUCUGGAGUAGGCCGCAGCAGAGCUUUGAUAAAGUGCUGGCCAGAUGAAAGGUCCCAUUCUGCGAGCUGUGUAGCAAGCUGUAGAGGUAUACGAGUGGGCUGGGUGGCUGUUUUAUUUGCCCCUCUGAUUUAGUAGAGUGGUGUCUGCAUGUUGUGUGGUUGCGCCAACUGUUCGCUACUCUGACACGCAAUCGGCGUCUCCUCUUUGUACGGUCCUGACGCAGUGAGCUCCCCUUCCGCUUCGAUGUAGAUGAGGGACCUUUGGGCUGGGUAGUUGGUGCAGCGGAGGCCGUGAUUUGCAUGCGUGCCGAUAGCUUUUCCCAAAAGGCAUCAAAAGUCAUCUUUAGUUCAUCGAGCACGUCCCACUGGAGUCGGAUGAGCCCGCGGCAUCUGCCAUGAUGUCUGGUUAUGCGUUGGUGCCGCCUGUACUCAGUUUUCAAGGGACCCUCCAAGGUGUGGACCAGGAUUACCCCCGCUGGUCAAAAGGGGGGGGGGGAGAGGGGAAACUAGCAGGAGAUCGGCCGCCACGCCCUUCCUCGAUGCACACUAGGCCGCAAAAUGCUCAGAGCCACCCCGAAGACCGUGCUGACCAUGGACAAUGGUCACUGGUAGGUGAGUCAAACCUCAGCUAGGGUGGCUUUUGUGUUGCUUUAUUUUGCUUUAGGUUCCAGUGGGUCUUGGUUUUGCCCGUAGUGGCCCGGAGCUCUCAAGACACACGUCCUGCAGGCAUGGCAGUCAGGCCCUGCCCCCGCAUGCACUAUAUUUAACCAUGUAACUUUCCAAGACACCAUAAAACCUGUACAUGGGGGUACUAUUUUACUCAGGAGACUUCGCUAAACACAAAAAUUAGUGUUUCAAAACAGUAAAACGUACAAAAAGUGCAAUUUUUUGCAUUUUUCACAAACAGCACUUUCACUGACAAUAUUGUUGUGAUACAUUUUACUGUUUUGAGACACUAAUAUUUGUAUUCAGCGAAGUCUCCAAGUAUAACAGUAUCCCCCAUGUACAGGUUUUAUGCUUUUUUCCAAAGUUACAGAGUCAAAUAUAUGACUUUCAUUUCAGUUUUUUUACAUUGAAAAUUGCCAGAUUGGUUAUGUUGCCUUUGAGACGGUAUGGUAGGCCAGGAAUAAGAAUUACACCCAUGAUGGCAUACCAUUUGCAGAAGUAGACAGCCCAAGGUAUUGCAAAUGAGGUAUGUCCAGUCUUUUCUAGUAGGGAUCUACUGAUUAUCGGUUUUACCGAUAUUAUCGGCCGAUAUUUAGUAUUUUCUGCAAUAUCGAUAUCGGCCAAUAGAGAUACCGAUAUUGCCGAUAAUACCUACCGGGAGCGCCGGGCCCAUUACAAGCCCGGCGGUCCUGGGGGGGGCGGCAGCAAGCUGUGACUUACCUCCUAGCAGCUCCCAUGUCAAAUCUCGCGAGUUCCGCGGCCGCAGAUCAUUGCCACAGGUUACCAUAGCAAGGCUCUGUGCAGCAUGCAGACCGCGAGAUUUACACAGGGAGCUGAAGGGAGCUGCUUCAAAGGUAAGUCACAGCUUGCUGCCGGACCCCCACUGCACAGCCUAAUGCCACUGGACCACCAGGGAAUGCCAAAGCCCCCCUCCCUGGCCAGGUAACAAGCAGGGAGGGGGGACCAAAAAAAACAAACAAAAAAAACACAUAUAAAUAUUAAAAAUAAAAUUAAAAUAAAAAAUUCCCCCCCAUUUUACACAACUUCCAUCCCUUCAGAAACACACACACUACACAAACACACUCUGCAUUAUGUACACACACUCUGCAUUAUAUACACUCCCUACACAAACACACUCUGCAUAAUAUACACACACUCUGCAUUAUAUACACUCCCUACACAAACACUCUGCAUUCAUUACAUACACACACUACACAAACACUCUGCAUUCAUUAUAUACACACACUGCAUUCACUUUACGCACACUACACACACACACUGCAUUUACUUUACGCACAUUACACACACUGCAUUCACUUUACGCACACUACACACUACAUUCACUAUACACACACACACACGCUGCAUUCACUAUAUUUACACACUACACAAACACUCACUGCAUUCACUAUACACACUACACAAACACACACUGCAUCCAAUUCACACACACAGCUCCCCUGUCUAAACACACUGCAUCCCCUACAUGUGGCAUGCAUAUUUUGUGCAUUUACCUUUAGAAAUAGUUUAUUUUUUCAAAAUGGUAAAUGUACAGAAUAUCAGCAAGUUAUCGGCUAUCGGCCUGAAAGUUCACAGAUUAUCGGUAUCGGUCGAUCCCUAUUUUCUAGUAGCCACUUAGUCACAAACACUGGCCAAAGUUAGCGUUCAGAUUAUGUUUUUGCAUUUUUCACACACAAAAAUGAAAGCUAACUUUAUAGCUCUUUGUUCAACAUUUAUACAGGUAUUCUCAGCAGGGGUCAUCAAGCGCAACAAUACAGGUAGUCCUCAUUUACGACUUACCUGCACAACAACUUCUCGGACUUACGUCCAGCUCUGUAACGCAGGGAUUCAAGGGAUUCUCCAUGUUAGAGAGCAGGUCUAUGUUCAGAGAAUUUUCCCAGAACAUAGAUUUGAGGGAUUUCCCUUGCUAGUGCGCUGGUCUAUGUUCGGGGAAAUUCCCCCGAACAUAGACCUGCUCUCUAGCACAUGCUCUCUAAUGAAUCCUCACUUACCAACCAAUUUGUUUUACGACUAGGUUGUAGGAACAGAAUUCAGUUGGUAGUGUGGAUCAUCUGUAAACAAUACAAUCUCACCCAGGCUCUUUGGUGUCUGGAACAUGAUUCGAUCAAAGGCAGGAUAAUUUAAUUACCUAUUGGACAUCAGGUCACCAUACGACAGUGUCCCUAAAACAGAGAGUUCCCCAUAUGUUAUCCCCAAGAGCUGUACAUCCCCAGAGCCCUCUGGUUUAGAAGUGCAAACUGUCCAAAAAUUGCUUGGAUCGGAGAUUGCUCCGUCAAGUCCUUUGUGGCGGUAAACUCCUCAUCUCCCUGACCUCCCCUCCAAGUAGUGCUCAGGUUGUUUAGACAGAGAUAUACCCACUUGAGGAUUCACCGGAUCGCGAUAUUCUUCUGAUCAGAUAUACAGUUCCAUGGUGUUUCUGGGUACCUAAUCUGCUGGUAUCUAUAUCUUGUUAAGAAAAACAUAAAAUUGAAAGCAACCAAACCCCCAUCCUUACCAGCCUACCCUUGUUUGCUGCAGGACCCUUGGGAAGCCACCCUCUUGUUUUCAUACCUUUUAUGCUUUCUUUGUGUAUCUGACUGUGUAUCUCUGUGUAUCUUUUAGUGUGUCUAUAUGAUUGUGUGUGUAUAUCUUUUUGAGAGAAUCUGUCUGUUCAUGUUUGAAUGCACCCCUGUAUUCAUAAGUGUGAACGAUUGAUAAAUCCAUUGUGUUGCUGCAAGAAAUAUUCAAGAAUGGUUUUACUGGAGAGACAAUGGAAAAUUUUAUUGAUUUAUUUGAAAUAUUGAAAUUGGUUAAUUCUUUAUUUAAACUUAUUGUAUUGCAGAUGAAAAUAAAGUCAGGGACCAGAAAAUCCACAAAAAACGUUGAAGGCUGCUGUAGACCACUUAAUUAACGAGAUUAGAAAAAUAUUACAAAAUAGGAAAGUUUCAUAGAAACAUAGAAUGUGACGGCAGAUAAGAACCAUUCGGCCCAUCUAGUCUGCCCAAUUUUCUAAAUACUUUCAUUAGUCCCUGGCCUUAUCUUAUAGUUAGGAUAGCCUUAUGCCUAUCCCACUCAUGCUUAAACUCCUUUACUGUGUUAACCUCUACCACUUCAGCUGGAAGGCUAUUCCAUGCAUCCACUACCCUCUCAGUAAAGUAAUACUUCCUGAUAUUAUUUUUUAAACCUUUGUCCCUCUAAUUUAAGACUAUGUCCUCUUGUUGUGGUAGUUUUUCUUCUUUUAAAUAUAGUCUCCUCCUUUACUGUGUUGAUUCCCUUUAUAUAUUUAAAUGUUUCUAUCAUAUCCCCCCUGUCUCGUCUUUCCUCCAAGCUAUACAUGUUAAGAUCCUUUAACCUUUCCUGGUAAGUUUUAUCCUGCAAUCCAUGAACCAGUUUAGUAGCCCUUCUCUGAACCCUCUCUAAGGUAUCAAUAUCCUUCUGAAGAUACGGUCUCCAGUACUGUGUACAAUACUCCAAGUGAGGUCUCACCAGUGUUCUGUACAAUGGCAUGAGCACUUCCCUCUUUCUACUGCUAAUACCUCUCCCUAUACAACCAAGCAUUCUGCUAGCAUUUCCUGCUGCUCUAUUACAUUGUCUGCCUACCUUUAAGUCAUCAGAAAUAAUCACCCCUAAAUCCCUUUCCUCAUAUGUUGAGGUUAGAAUUCUAUCAAAUAUUCUGUACUCUGCCCUUGGGUUUUUACGUCCAAGAUGCAUUAUCUUGCACUUAUCCACAUUAAAUGUCAGUUGCCACAAUUCUGACCAUUUUUCUAGUUUACCUAAAUCAUUUGUCAUUUGGCUUAUCCUUCCUGGAACAUCAACCCUGUUACAUAUCUUAGUAUCAUCAGCAAAAGACAUACCUUACCAUCAAGACCUUCUGCAAUAUCACUAAUAAAAAUAUUAAAGAGAAUGGGUCCAAGUACAGAUCCCUGAGGUACCCCACUGGUGACAAGUCCAAGCUUCGAAUAUAUUCCAUUAACUACAAUAUAUUCCAUUAACUACAACCCUGUCACUCAGCCACUGCCUUACCCAUUCAACAAUAUUUGAAUCCAAACUUAAAGAUUGCAGUUUAUUGAUAAGCCUUCUAUGUGCAACAGUGUCAAAAGCCUUACUGAAAUCAUGGCUUUCAUAUGUGUUAUUAAACUUCUCUAAAUUAGCCUUUUUGUAUAAAUUCAACUUACAUUGACAUCAUUAAUGCUUAAUAUUACCUGCUUAAUAUCAUGUAGUUUCCCCUUGUGCUGCCAGAACAGCUCUGAUCAAGAGCACUGAACAUGGUCUGUGGUGUCUAGUACCAAGGCAUCAGCAGCAGAGCCUAUAAGUCAUGCAUGUUCUGUGGUGUGGUCUCCAUGGUUUGGAAUUGUUCUUCCAGCACAUCCCAUAGAUGCUCAAUCAUAUUGAAAUCUGGGGAAUUUGGAGACCAAGGCAACACCUUGAAUUCUUUGUCAUGUCCCUUAAGCCAUUUCUGUACUAUUUUACAGUGUGGCAGGGUGCAUAAUCCUGCUGAAAGAGGCCACCACCACCAGGGAACAUCUGUAUGUAUGUGGUCUGCAACAAUCUCUAGCUAUGUGGUAUAUUUUUUUGUUUGUUUGUUUUUUAUUCUUAAUUUUUGUUGUGCCAUGUUAUACAAACAAGCUUGGCACAACAUUUCCUUGUUGAGAGAACACAUGAAAAAUGACAGUGGUAAUACAGGAGGCGCCAGAAAUGGGGAACAUUUUAUAGAAAGGACAAAUAUAAGUGUGAGUCAGGGCAGAGUAGAGAGAAAAGCAUUGUCAACUAGGUACACUGACAUCACAAGAGAGAUUACAUGAGGAGUGUACCACCAAUUAGUAGGUAUGCUGGGACCAAGAUAGUCACCCCAUUAGGGAUAGGCAAUGAAGGAGCAAACUUAGAGUAGGCUGUAAGCAGUUGCUAAAUGUGUACAGAAACAGACAAUAGUAAUAUAACAAGGGUGACAGCCUGCUAUUUUUUCUGAGCAGGUGUUUCCUUGAGUGCUGCCCAAUCAGCCUAUGCCUGUGACAGUCAGGCAGAGUCCAGACAUGUACUUGAGGGGGUUUGUGCCUCCCGAGGUGCCGUAUUCCAGCAGCCCCAGGCGGUAACAGGAACCAACUCCCAUUGUCCACAGACCGCUCUCACUGGUACUAGAGGCAGCCUUGAGAUCCCGGGCUGUGGUGUUUCAUCCGGGUAAGUAGACGGCGGACAGGUACACAGACCUUCUUGGAUCUCCGCCUGGGAGGGGGGGCGCCGAACCGGAUCUCUGGUCAGAUGUGGUACCUGGAGGGUAGGUUAUACAGAUUGCAGUCUCCGAGCCUCCAAUCCCUUCCAGAACCGCUGGCAUAUGGCAUCAAUUGCCUCCUGGAAAUCAGCUUCACAGUUUCGCGCAGCAGCCUAAUCAACAUGCGUGGCAUCAUUGUUGUCGGCGGCCAUCUUGGAGAAACCGCGUGGGAGCUCCUUACACAGAUUUCACCCAGUUGCGGAGUAAACGUGGGUACUGGCUUGAUAGGUCCGGGAUAACCCCCAAAGGCCCAGAGGGGGGGCAACACGGGGUACUGAGUAUAGGUUAGAAAGCCUGGGUAGCUCCAGAUGUAAAGAUCGGCCACUGCCCCCACCAAGGAAAUAUCAGGCCGCAGCAAGCUGGUGGUCGAGAUCACCGGGCAGCACAAGUGGUGGGACAUGUAACCCAAACCAAAGCUGUCCCGGAGGUACCAGGUAUCAGUGCCAGUGUGGGGGAAUUGGAUAGGGGGGUUGAUGUACCCCUCAAUCUCUAAAAAUACAAGCUUAGUCGCGAGCUCGAGUCAAUCACUACCUUCCAGCAUGGCGUCCAAGCCCUGUCCCCCGCUAGGUGGUAUGUUUUAAAGUGACAUCCACAUGAAUGGCAGGACCCAAGGUUUCCUAGCAGCACAUUGCCAAGAGCAUAUUACUGACUCAGCCGGCCUACAUCCAUCCCCUAGUGCAUCCUGUUGCUAUCUCUUCUUCAGGUAAAUGAUGCCGCACCCAGCCAUCCUCCAGAUCUAAAAGAAAAGUAAAAUCAUCACACACGAUAACCUUCUUUCACUGCUGCAUGGUCCAGUUCUGACACUUGCGUCCCUCGCUCCCAGCGUGCAUCAAUGACCCUUGGGUGUCCAUGACCUGGUGGCAGUUCACUGGUUGACCUUCCUUACACCACUUUUAAGAAGGUGCUAAUCACUGCAUGCUGGGAACACCCCACAAGACUUGCUAAUUGGAGAUGAUCUGACCCACUCUUCUAGCCAUAAUUAUCUGGCCCUUGCAAAGGUCACUCAAAUCUUUUUGCUGGCCAAUUUUUCCUGCUUCCUACACAUAAAAUGUAGGAACUGACUGUUCAUUUGCUGCCUAAUAUAUCCCACCCCUUGGCAGAUUCCAUUGUAAUGAUGUAAUCAAUGUUAUUCACUUCAUACUGUAUAUUAUUACAAUGCUUUUGUAUAAAGCAAUUUAAUGUUGUUAUGUUGUCUAUUUACCCGAUACAAAUACAAUCAGUGCGCUACUUCAAACGAGGUGUUGUAUUUAGGUUCUAGAUGUGUUUGUUUUUUUGUUUACUUAAAGGACCACUAUAGUGCCAGGAAAACAUACUCGUUUUCCUGGCACUAUAGUGCCCUGAGGGUGCACCCUCAGGGACCCCCUCCCGCCCGGCUCUGGAAAGGGGAAAGGGUUAAAAACUUACCUUUUUCCAGCACUGGGCGGGGAGCUCUCUGCCUCCUCUCCUCCUCCGAUCCUCCUCCUGGGCUGAAUGCGCACGCUGCAAGAGCUGCCGCGCAUUCAGCCGUCACAUAGGAAAGCAUUUAUGCUUUCCUAGACGCUUGCGUGCUCUCACUGUGAAAAUCACAGUGAGAAGCACGCAAGCGCCUCUAGUGGCUGUCAAUGAGACAGCCACUAGAGGAUUAGGGGGAAGGCUUAACCCAUUCAUAAACAUAGCAGUUUCUCUGAAACUGCUAUGUUUAUAAAAAAAAUGGGUUAACCCUAGAAGGACCUGGCACCCAGACCACUUCAUUAAGCUGAAGUGGUCUGGGUGCCUAGAGUGGUCCUUUAAAAGUGCAAUAUAAGCAAGAUAAGCACUACAGAGUCUCUGGUUUCUGCCCCCCCAGUUUUACAUUAUACUGUUUAGAAAUGCUUUGGCAUAAACCAGGGCUCUCCACGAACCUGGCCACCUCCUUUCUCAGCCACAUCGACAAUAAAGGAAUUUACACCUCUUUAUUAUUAUUGUCCAUUCUAUCCAACCUGGAUGUUAGUGACGGGUUAACAGUUCUCAGGUCAGAACUCAUGUACUUACACAUGCCCAGUACAAUGAGCCUUAGUUAUGUGGAGUAGAGUGCCCUUUAUAGAGAAAAUAAAAAAUAAGUCAGUCGUGCAGAAAACUCUUUUAACCAUAUCUCAUUUUUUAAUUUUUACAGAAGGUUCUCAAAUAGUUUGGCAACAUUCUCUGGGAGUGCGCUAUGGCACUCCUAGCACCAUAACCACAAAGAUCUCUGGGAACCUAGGUCAGUUGCCCAUUGAUGUGUCACCUUAAAAGUUCAGUGUUUUGAAGUGGUCAUGGCGAAGAGAGCCUGUAAGUGCAGUGUUUCAGUAUGAAACUUUGCACCUACAGAGAUAUUUAGGUUGUAACUCCACAUCCAGCAGCAUCAUUAGCUAUCGUUCCGUGCUGGCUAAUAUCAAUUCUGUACUUAUUUAAUUGCACAGACACUCGCAUACAUUGGCUGAGAGCGUCGGAGUGCACAGCCGAUGCUCUCAGCCAAUGUAUGCCCAGCAGGAUUGGCAUCUGCAGCUCUGCAAAAGCCGGAUAUGGGUCCCAGGUAAGAGGCAAGUUGUUGCAAAACUGUUUCCACUUUACCAGGGUACUCUUAGCAUCAUAACAAUGUCAAGUGGUUAUGAUGUUUGGAGAAACCCUCUAUAUUGAUUUUUUUUUUUUUUUCACGUGCAGGUGCAUUCAUUUUUCAAUUGUACUUUCUGUUGUCUUAUAUUAACGACAAGUUAUGUAAGGAAACUAACAGAUCACUUUGUGAGAAAAUUGAAGGGGAAUACAUGAGUACAACCAAAAAUGCACAAAAGUGGAAGAAUAAACGAUAUCUCUGUAUCAGUCAUAUGAGCUCUGUCAUUUACACCUGACAGUCGGGAUAGUGAAGGCAUACAGAGAAGAGGAAAAAUUUAUAUUUCUAUUUUUCUCCUCAUUUAAAUAGUGUCCCCUGGCUAAGUCUGAACUUAACUGGUUUGUGGCAACCCUAGUCACAAUAACCAACAGUUAGUCUCUAUGGUAUUCCUUGCUUCUAUGCAUGGAGUGAAGCAGGAAAGACCAUAGAGACUAACUGUCAGUUUUCAAAUACCGCCUGACCCAAGGUCUAUGUAUAUGGCCGAACGAUCAUGUCCCAUACUAAACGUAGAGGUAAGUUUCUCCAAUUGUUUUUUUGUUUGUUUUUUUUUUUUACAUAUACUUCAUUUAAAAAAAACAAACCAAAAAAAAAUAUUUCCUUUCAAAACUUGAUGAAUUGAUUAUUGUAUUAAAAUAGUUUUGAGGUGGCAGUUGUCUUAUAACAUGAGAAAGCAAACCUGCAACCAUAGCAACAGUGUAGGAUUCAAAUAGAUCAGCCCAGGCAAUUAUAGUCCUAGAUUGUGUAAAAAUAAUGAACCCUCUUCAGAAUUUUCCUUCUUCUCAACAGACACACUUCAUAGGAACUAUAUAAAUGGAAAAAAAAUCCCUUUUUAAAAAAUAAUAUCUAAUCUUUAUGAUUGUCUUUAAAGGAGCACUUUAACAUUAGGACUGCUAACAUGCAUUCCUAACAUUAGAUUGUCUUCUUAACUAUUUGAAUUUUUGUGUCCCCCUUCAAAAGUUAAAUAAAGCAAAUUUACUUACCAGUGUGCGUGCCUGUCUCACUAUGGCCGCUGGCCCGCCGCUCCUCUACUGGCUGAGAUCAUCAAUACAGAUCUCAGUCAAUCAAAUUCUCCCCACAGGGAAGCAUUUGCAGACAAGUGUGCAUGUUGGACAUUCAGCACCAGCUAAUCAGGAUCUCCUUACAGAGAAGCAUUGGCCCUGCAUGAAGAUGCCAAACAUCAGUACUGUGAAGAUUGCAGGACUGGACCAAGAAGUGCCUCUUGUGGUUAUCUGAGUGACAACCACUAGAGUUGCCUUUUCACUGCCUUUUGGCAUAAAACACAAACACAGUGUUUGCAUUGCUGAGACUGCAGGGACAGUCUUUUUGCACCAUAAUCACUACAUAAAACGGUGGUGGUUCUGGUGCUUUAAAUUUCUGUCUUUUAGAAAACUCUUAGUCUCCAAAACAAACUGUUAGAGGAAAUGAAGAGUGCUUCUAAUAAUGUUAGUAAAAUAAAAGACAGCAAUAGAAUCAGUAGUGGAAUUAAAAAAACAAGGGGCAAUAAUUUUUCGGUUGCCUCUACCACUCCAGACAAUUAAAGGUUUACACCAACCACCAUGACCAUUUCUGCUUUUUUAAAUGAUUAUGGUGUUAGGAAUCUAUGAGAAAGCUGUGAUUGGAUGGCACCACUGCAGGGAUCAUGUCAUUAUGGGGCGUGAAAGAUCAGCCCAGGAGCUUCAUCCGGCACUGGAUGUCAGGUAUGUUUAAAACCUUAUUACAGGGGAGGGAACCUAAUAGUAAUACCCCAUAAGGCAUAGUUAAUUGAAAGUGUUAGGGGUACCCUUUAAACUCUGGUUCCCCCAAAAUGUCCCCACUUGUCACUGUCAAAUAACUAGCUCUCUAGUCCUAAAAUCCCACAUCCCCAUGCCAGCUCACCCUCUUCCUUCCAAAUUUAGACUGCUACAUUUCCCUGACCAUUAACUGUCUCCCUACCUUAAUUAGGUUUUGCCACAUUUGCCUGACUAUGAACUCUAUUGCCAAAUUAGACUUGCCACAAAGUGGCCCAAAAUGGGAGGCCUAAAAUCUGAUGGGAACUGCUGCACCUGCAGUAGUUCUGCCCCUGAAUAGGAUAUUAUCUUAAAGUGAGUCUAUACACAUCAUAACCACUGUACUGUAGUAGUUAUGGUGGCAAGAGUAUUUGAGUGCUGACUCCGCAGUUUGUGCUGAAAUUUUUUUGAGAAAUUUGUCAUAAACUGGACCUCAGCAAAUGUGGAAGUGAACAUCCAUGAAUGCUUUCAAUGUAUCAAUGCUUUACAAAGUUGGAACCCAAGUUAUGAUUAAAGGAGAUGGGUGGAAAUCUCAGGAGCCCACUAGUUUAUGUUAACCCAAUGCCCCAUGGUCUGGACAAUUAGGGAUGGUUCCUCCCAAUUGUGUAAUCUAUAACAUUGCAGAGGGUUGAAGCAGGUGAGUAGUGGCAAGAUGCUCCGUUUCUUAGACGAAGAGUUACUUUAACCAAACAACAGUGUUUUGAGAAAACACUGUUUUUGGUGAGAGUAAUCUUUUCUAUUAAGGUCUCUCACUUGUGCGUGCUGGCGUCAGAUUCAGAUGCCAAAUUUGCACAAAGUUCAUAUUAGCCAGCCCAGAACUCUUAUUCUGGGCUACCUAAUUACACCCAAUGACCUGGCCAAAGGAUGAGUUAAACCUCCAUUAACAGAGGGGCACACUGUAUGUGCAGCAUUUCAUAGUGACAAGCUGCACAUACAGACUUGAGGUUGCAUGACCACUUCAAAUCAGUGAAAUGGCCAUGGUGCUUGGAGUUAAAAAAGACCCCCUUGCGGUACACUGGGUGUAGGAUACACAAAUGCCAUCCCACAGUUAUAUGGGGAUCACCUUCAAUUCCUUAUUCAUUUUUUUUUAAAGUAGAUUGCUAAUUGUGGCUGGGCACCCGUUUAAUUUUUGACCCCACAUCACUGCAUGGUGGGUGGAGGAGGGACCACGUUGCCAGGUCUCUCUUAGUUAGCAGGGAGUCCUCGAAACUCAUGUUAUUUUGUUAUAAUCCUGUUAUUUUUAUACAGAAUUAGGCAGAGCUAUGAUAUAAAGUCUGAAUCGCAAGGAUUAAGGUCAGGAUGUUGAACGAGAAGUAGUGCAUGAAGUGAUAGCUUCUGUUUUUUUCGAUUUAUUUUUUUUAAAUUCAUUUUUACACUGUUAGAAUUGAAACCUACGAGGGAAAUAAACCAAACUACCAAUAUUGAACAGCAGUGUAACAUAAUGUGAAUAUAGCAGAACGAAUCCAGAGCAUCCAUAGAAAUCUAAAUUAGAGCAAAUAAAUAUUUAUUAGAAUUCAUUUGUACAAAUUAAAAGCAUGUAUCAAACAGCAUGGUAAUAAAAAAAGUUUUGUUUUUCUGAGAUAGCAGCAAAGAAAGCAGAAGGUGACAAAUAAUUUUAUGUCACUUUUUUUUAAUUGUUUAUUUUUUGACCAAUUAACAUCUUCAGCUUUGUGGUGAAAAUGUAGUAUAAAUUAUAAAAUGUCUAGUUGGAGCGAGAGCACAAUUACAGUACAGAUAUUUUUGCAAAAUGGAGAAGAAAACUUUUUCAAGAAUUAGGGAUACAAAUUAUGAAAUGCUUUAUUGUUGGCUGUAUAAUGCAUAUUGUAAUGUGGCUGUGGGCUCCACUUUAUGAGGCUUAGUGGAGAUUCUGGUUUAUUGGGGGGUCCUGGUGGUCCAGUGCCUGUUCCUGAUCCCUGGUGGUCCUAUACAGUACAGCUUCCUAGAUUCCUACUGGUUCAGUGCAGCAAUCAAUCUGCCAUGGUCCGGCACUUAGUGAGUCAGAGAAUUCCAUAUGCCUGGUUUGCCUGUGCGUUUGCAGGAGACGCUUUAUAACAAUAUAAAAUAAAGCACAGAUGUUCCAGCACAGCUCUUCUGACUCUCUUAGCUAAUGAGUGGUUCUGCAUGACCCUGCUUAUAUCCGGAGAGCUAACCAGAUUCUCCUGCAGGAGAAGACUGGAAUCAGGGACUGUGGUUGUGGGAGCUCAGCUGGACCCAGGUAAGUUGUCAAAUCAUGCUAAAGUGGUUUAGCCACAUACCAUGGGAUCGCCAGGGCACUGCUGUCACAAUAACCACUACAGCAAGCUGUAUUGAUUUGGAUGAUUAAAGUGUUCCUUGAAAAAAGCAAAAAAUGACAUAAAAUGUACCUUUAUUCCAGCUUGGGACAGUGUCCCAAGCAGUUAUGAAGAAUUUUAUCCAGUCCGAUGCUUCUCUAUCACAAGAAGAGCCUUUUAAGGUUACCAUUCUGACAGCCACUAAAGGUUAGAUUUCUCAAAUAACAGUAUUGUGUGAGAAAAGGGACAGGGUAUACGAACCAAAUCCACUUCAUUAAGACGUCCCCUUUAUGUUUCGCAAAAAGAAACCUACCACGUGUUUGUGAGUGAUUUUGGUUAAAAUAUUCUGCCUAAGAUCCAGCUUUUUGAUGGACAGCACUGAGGAGUACCCUCAAAGCUGCAGUGAUUUUUGUAAAUUGCUGAAAUUCUAAGCUUCUCUCAGAACUGAGAGUCAUCUCCUUGUUCUUCAUGCACUCUUUCAAUUAUGUACCGUUGUGAUCGAAGUUAGAGUGACCCUUUAACUUUGAUAAUGGAAUGUCACUUCUGCCAUCCAGACAUUUUUGUUAUAUAUCAGCAAGGUGUAUUAUUUUCUUUGUUCCUAAAAAACCUUCUUCAUUGUACCAUUUAGGAUCUUGCACAGUGUGUUAGGUAAAUGAAAAGUGGUGUUGGUGAUGGUUCCUCUGUAGAAGCUCCCCAACAUCUUUUUUUUUUUUUAAACCUUCAAAUAGGCUACUUUCACAGGCUGAACCCUCUGACUUUGCUGUUUGCUGACAAGGAUUCCAAAGUGUAAUACUUUAUAGCAAUACUGUCUAGCGGGCAGGAACAUUGUUUUCCAAGUUGACUUGUCUUAGAGGAUCAACCCUUGCCUAAAUCAUCUGCUCAGAGUAGUAACUAUCUGCAUUUCAAAGAGACUCGUACUGCAAUACCAGAUGUUCAAGAAAUGUAAUUUUCUUUUAGGAGGAAGUGGCGUUGCUCUGGUGUAAAGUGAUUAAAUGCAAAAAAUGUAUAUUAAACGAGUCACAAAAUUAGCCAUAAACAUCAAACUUGCUCUUUUUUACAUGACGUACAGCUUGCCUAUGUAGCACCCCAUUAAAACAAUAUCCAUCCAUCUGCCUGCCACUCUUUUUCCCUUUUUGAAAGACGUGAACAGUUAAAAAAAAAAAAAAAAAAAGCUAACUUUUAUACAACCUAUCCUAAUAUUUAUAAAUUGUCUGAAGUGAGUGAACAUUUUUGGAACUAAAAUGUUGACCUAAAUUAUUUUUGUAUGCUUUGCCACUUCAGUUGUAUGUCAAGUUCACCAAGUUUAGAAAAUGCCACAUUUCCACAUCACACUUUUUGGUGAAUUAUACCUUUUUUGUGUUUUUUUUAUUGUGUUAAACGGUAGAAUACAUAUGGUAGGUUUUAGGUUUUAUUCACUAAAUACUGAAUUAUAGUGAAUUGCAACAAAAAAAUAUCUCUCCGAAUAAACUGUAAACACAGCUUUGCUUUUUGUCUAAAGUUGCAGUUCUGUUUUCAACUUGCUAUGUUUUUUUUGCUUACUAAAUAAAAACCAUAACCUGAAAAAAUAUAUAUGCUACUAUUUAGGGGGCAAUGACAGUUAGAAGAAAGGAUAUAGCAACAGCUAAUAAUGGGGCCUAUGACAAAGGAAGGGGGAAGGGAUAGAGCAGAAAGUUAGAGUGAUGCUGAUCGGAACUUGGUGGAAGGUAACAGUGACACAUAGGAAUGGGGACUAUGAAUUUUACAAAAAGGGACAAUGAAAUAUCACUGACCCCUCUCCUCCAGAUGUCACUUUCCACAUAUGGAAACGGGAUCAGUAACAUGGGAACAUACAAAUGUAAAUGGACUCAUGCAUAUGCAGUGACACCCAACACAUACAUCCUUGCUUUCAGUAACUCUCCUCACAGUUAUACCACUACAUUCACAGACAUACUGACUCUCCAUGCUGUGGGAAUAGGUGAAUAAAAUGCGAACUGUAUCUUUAUGCAGAAAAAAAGAAAUCAAAGAAUUCUGAGCUUCACAGUUCACCAGUCGUGGAAGAUGCCGAGCCAACCACCAGAAAUGUACUGUCAGGAGAUGAGAUUCAGACACUUGCAAUCAAAAUUGAGGACCUGGAGAAGGUAAGGGGAGCUGUGUUUUUGCACUGAACCUAGUGAUCUGCAUGACUUAUUUACAGGUUUUACUCCAACCAAAAAAAAAGUGUUAAGAAAUAUUUAUAAAGCACUGGUUUGUAAUGGUCCAUGCAAAUAAAAAAAAUGGAAAAAAACGUAAGCUUAUCUCUUUUUCUUCAUGAAAGCCGAGUUCUCCCCGCAUCCCUAUCCUCAUUGGCUGACAUUACUCCCCCUAGCUGGGAGCGGAGACUAGUUGUCAGGAAGGAAGGGCUGAGGAGGGGACAUGGGCACCAAUUUUGCACCAAAUUCAUAUUAGCAAGCCUAGAGAUUUUCUUCUGGGCUAGUUAAUGACUCAAAUAAUGCAGCUGGAGGUGGUGUUAGAACGAUGGCAGAGAGGUUAGUCUCCCUAUAUGCAAUGUUUUAUAGCGAAACAUUGCACAUACAAAGUCCAGACACCUUGACCACUUAAAAUAAUGUAAGUGGUCAUGGAGCUUGCAGUAACCCUUUAACAUAUUUCAAAGAACACUGCAAGCCCUUAGCCACUACAGCCCUCUGUAGUGCUUAUGGCUCUAGUAGUUCCUUGGCACUCUACCUGGAAAAUUUGUCACACUCUUUUUGGUUGCCAACUUACCUGUAUCCCCCGAGCAUGGUGCUUGCCAUCCCUGCUUCUGGAUAACUGGGUUAGGGGAACACUGAUCUAAACUAAGCUACUGAAUGUUUGGAUGCAUUUUAGGCAGCCAUGACCCAAGAACGAUCUAUAACAGCCAUCUGAGGAGUGGCCAGUGAAGUUAUCACUAGGCUGUAAUGUAAACACGGCAUUUUCUCUGAAAAGACAGUGUUUACAGCAAAAAGCCUGAAGGUAAUGAUUAUACUCACCAGAACAAAUUCAAUAAGCUGUAGUUGUUCUGGUGACUAUAGUGUCCUUUUAAGCUUCCAGUAAUUGUGUGGAGAUCCUUGCAACAUGGGGCCGUGCAUUAUCAUGCUGCAACAUGAGGUAAUGGUCAUGGAUGAACUGCACAACAGUGGUCCUCAGGAUCUCGUCACGGUAUCUCUAUGCAUUCAAAAUGCCAUCAAUAAAAUGCACCUGUGUUCGUUGUCCAUAACAUAUGCCUGCUCAUACCAUAAACCCACUGCCACCAUGGGCCUUGAUCCACAACGUUGACAUCAGCAAACCGCUCAUCCACACGUCGCCAUACACGCUGUUUACCAUCUGCCCUGUACAGUGAAAACCUCUCCAAAGUGCCAGAUGCAAUCGAAUAUGAGUAUUUGCCCACUCAAAUCGGUUACGAUGACAAACUGCAGUCAGGUUGAGACCCCGAUGAGGACGAUGAGCAUGCAGAUGAGCUUCCUUCAGACGGUUUCUUACAGCUUAUGCGGAAAUUCUUUGAUUAUGCAAACCGAUUGUUGAAGCAGCUGUCUGGGUGGCUGUGUCAGACGAUCUUGGAGGUGAAGAUGCUGGAUGUGGAGGUCCUGGGCUGGUGUGGUUACACGUGGUCUGCGGUUGUGAGACCGGUUGAAUGUACUGCCAAAUUCUCUGAAAUGUCUUUGGAGACGGCUUAUGGUAGAGAAAUGAACAUUCGAUUCAUGGGCAACAGCAUGCCAACUGCACGCUCCCACAAAACUUGCGACAUCUGUGGCACUGUGCUGUGUGAUAAAACUGCACAUUUUAGAGUGGCCUUUUAUUGAGGCCAGCCUAAGGCACACCUGUGCAAUAAUCAUGCUGUCUAAUCAGCAUCUUGAUAUACCACACCUGUGAGGUGGAUGGAUUAUCUUGGUAAAGGAGAAGUGCUCACUAACACAGAUUUAGACAGAUUUGUGAACAAUAUGUGAGAUAAAUAGGCCUUUUGUGUACAUAGAAAAGUCUUAGAUCUCUUAGAGUUCAGCUUAUGAAAAAUGGGGGCAAAAACUAUAAGUGUUGCAUUUAUAAUUUUGUUCAGUUUACUUAUCACUUACACUUCUGCCACUUACCAGCACAAAAAAACUGCUAAUUUAAAUGUCUCUUCCCAGUGAGGGAGAAAACUGUAUGUAGCUUCAGGCAAGCUCUCUAAACUGUAAAUCAACAUGAUCUUUGAUGCCUAGUUUUUAAACAUUUAUUUAUUUAUUCUGCAUUAAAAAAUAGGUGGCCAUUUUUACUGAAUAGUUUCCCUUUAAUUUGAUAGGGUUAGCAAUAAGUUAUUUUACCUAAAUGAAAAUGCUUUUUAAAAUGAUGCAGUGUACAUAAAUCAUUAUUUAAGAUGCUCUUGUACUAUUUGUAGGUGCGUCCUCCUCGACCAGUCAAAGUGCAGAAUACAUAUCCUGCAACUAAUCAAGUUUUAGUUAGAAAAUAUGAUGAUAAGGUGGAGAAGAAGAAAGGAGAUUUGCUUGUGGCUCAUCCACAAUGUCCUGAAUCACCAACCAGAGACUUUGUUUAUUCAGGUACCUUCUUUUCCAAUGACAGGUUGUUAGUCUAUUCUUGGCUAAUAUUCUCUUUUCAUAAAUUCAAGACUAUAGCAACAGAUAAAUACUAACAUUAUCAGAGUAAUACUGGUAUAAUGGCAUAACCGAUAGGAAAGAAAAUAAGUUUGGUUAUACCUAUGGUCAAUAGACAGGUGUGGUUGUGCUUUGUGGAUGAAUUAGAGAUCUUAAUACACUAGCAUGACCCUAUGCAUAAUCACUUUCAUACUUCAUUUAUUUAUUGUCAAAUUAAUUUUUUAUUUCACUCACAUGUUGCAGAGAUGGACAUUCCUCUGCAUGACGUUCAAAGUGAGAUCCUGCCACAUAACAUCCUGGGGACUUUGCAGAAUCUAAAACAAGAAGCUACAAUAAGAGGAAACUCACAGGCAUGGCUAAUUCUUUCUAACACGUUCUUUUUAUUUGUGAUCAGUUGUGAUGAAAUAAGUUCUGCUUAGAAUCAUAUUCUACUAGUAACAGAAUCCGCUAAAACCAUUUGCUUUCUUUACUCAGGUUGUGCAGCUUAUAGCAGACUCCAUGAAUACCGCUGCUGCUACCCUACCUUUUGAAAGUAAAUUUGAAAAAAGGCAACCACAACAGAAAAAAACAACUGUUUGUGACCUUCCAAAGCAAGACCUGGCUUUAAACAACUGGCAGCGUCACAUGACACUGAGAAAGCAGCAACAGGACAACUUAUCCCGUAAGUUAUGUAUGAGUAUAUGUUCAUGUACAUCUUUUUAAACUGUCUGAGAAAACAAAUAUACACCAAAUUAGCUCUAAAUAAUAAAUUACUGCAUUCUGUCUGGACACUUAGUUCCAUAGUUGCUUGUAACAUGUUGAUCCCUAUUAGUGAGUGUGGGUUGCACAAUAGAGACUAUGCUUACAUGGUCAAUGGCUCUUUCACUAGACAGUGAACUGGGCUGUGUUUAAACUGAUACCAUCCUUUAUAAUACAAACAAUCCUGUAUAAUAAUUUGAACGUCUCUUGUAGAUAAAUUAUUUGUUCCAUUAUCUCCCGCUGGAUGAGGAGUUAUGGUUUAAGAUCUGUCUUCUUGGACCAGAAUGAGACACUCCCGAUUGAAGUGUUCUUUGCCGGUGUGGGACUGGUUUUGCUGCAGCUGCACAAAGAAGCCACAAACAGUUCUGUUAGUGGCGCGCAUUAUAUAUGGCCAUAAUAUGCAUAAAAUGUAGCAUACAGCAAUGACAUUUUCAUAGGCAAAACCUGUUAGUACGAUGGGUCGUAUUAAUGAGCUUAGUGACAUGGCACUUUAAACAUGGCACUACCUAUAGGAUGCCACUUUGCCACAAAUCAGAUUGUGAAAAUUCUACCCUUCUAGAUCUGCCCUGGUGAACUGUAAGUACUGCUAUUUACUGGAAAGUUUAAGCAUUUAUGAGGUGUAACAGCACACCUAUGGUAGAUUACUCAUACUCAGAGUGGGUACCUGAAGUGUGUAAAAAUCAUCUGUUGAAUCACGCAACAUCUGUGCAUCGUUAAUGAAUUUUUUAUUUAUUUUUUAUGGCUGAGCAGCUUUACAAACCCUAACAUCAACGUGAGCAAUGCCAAGUAUUGACUGGAGUGUUGCAGUGGAGACAUGUUCUCUGGAGUGAUGAAUCAUGAUUCAUUAUCUAGCAGUCUUCUGGAAGAAUGUGGGUAUGGUGGAUGCCAGGAUAACAGAAUGUGUAAUACCUACAAUAAAAUUUGGUGUUGGAGGGACAAUGGUCUGGGGCUGUCUCUUAUGGUUUGGGCUAGGCCCAUUAGUUUAAUUGAAGAGUCAUCCUAAUGCAAUUGCACAAGGAUGCAGAGAUAUUUUAGACAAUUGGACAAUUCCAACUUUGUGAUAAGAGGAACAGGGAAGGCCUGUUUGUGUUCCAGGAUGACUGGGCCCCUGUGCAGAAAGCAAGGUUUAUGAAAACCUGGUUUGACGAUGUGUAGAGAAACACAAGUGACCUGCACAGAUCCCUGACAUCAUCCUUAUUGAAGUCGAAUUGAUGGUUUGCAAGACAGACCUUCUUGUCCACUUAGUGCCAGACCCCACAAAUACUCAUUUGGCUGAAAGGACACAGAUUCCCAUGGACACAUUGCAAAGCUUUAUGAAAGGUUUUCUAUAAAGAGUGGUGGCAGUAAUGUAUAGCCAUAAAGGAGCCCAUGCUUUUGCAAUGGGGUGUUUAAAAAGCUCAUAUAGGUUUGAUGGUCAGGUUUUAAACUAUUACAGCAUACCUGCACAAGGACCUCAAGGCCCUAGGGGAGUGCAAAGAACACCUAGAGGAGAACAUGGAUGCCUGGUGCACAAUGAACUUAUAGACCAUUACACUGCACUGGAGGCUGAAAAUUCUCACUUACAUGUGAAAAUGGCAGAGCUUGAAAAUCGAGCCCACAGAAAUAAUGAUAGAAUUCUGGGUGUCGACAAAGAGGUAACCCUGGAGAACUUAUCUUUGUAUUUAAUGUUCUCUAUCAAGACUCUGGACCAUGCUGUUACAGAUAAGGUUAGACUAUUAUAUGUUGUUUAAACCCUGAAGUCUGGUGGACAGCAUCCUGUGUGACAUCAUAGCACACAUACCCUUUUACCAUACUAAAGAGGCUCUAAUGUUUUUAUUUAUUUAUAAAAUAUAUUUUACCAUGAUGGAUACAUGGAGAUUUCUCUAAUUUUCAAGUAUGUCCUGGGUCCACAAAACAUUGCAUUGUUACAAUAGCAUACAAUAUACAAACUAUAAAUAUAUACAUACACACAUAUAUAAAUUUAAUACAUAACAGGUAAUACAUAACAGGUGCAUUCUGUGCUGAGGUAUAUUGCCAUAGAUCUCUUAAAGGACCACUAUAGUGCCAGGAAAACACACUCGUUUUCCUGGAACUAUAGUGCCCUGAGGGUGCCCCCACCCUCAGGGUCCCCCUACCGCCCGGCUCUUGAAGGAGGAAAGGGGUAAAAACUUACCUUUUUCCAGCGCUGGGCGGAGAGCUCUCCUCCUCCUCUCCGCCUCCGUUACGCCCCGCCGGCUGAAUGCGCACGCGCGGCAAGAGCUGCGCGCGCAUUCAGCCGGUCUCAUAGGAAAGCAUUUACAAUGCUUUCCUAUGGACGCUGGCGUGCUCUCACUGUGAUUUUCACAGUGAGAAGCACGCAAGCGCCUCUAGUGGCUGUCAAUGAGACAGCCACUAGAGGAUUAGGGGGAAGGCUUAACCCAUUCAUAAUUAUAGCAGUUUCUCUGAAACUGCUAUAAUUAUGAAAAAAUGGGUUAACCCUAGAAGGACCUGGCACCCAGACCACUUCAUUAAGCUGAAGUGGUCUGGGUGCCUAGAGUGGUCCUUUAAAAUAUUUUAGAUUGAAUGAAGAUUUGACUGUGUCCCUGAGGUUAUUUCAUAAUUGCGGUGCUCUGUAGGAAAUGGAGGAUCGAGCCACUUUAUUUUUGUAUUGUGGUAUGCUAAAUACCGUGCUAGUACUGGAUCAGAGGUUAUUGGUGGUGGGAACAGCUGCGGAGAGCAUUCUACUCAGGUAGGGUGGGAGCUUCCCAGAAAUGUUCUUAUGCACAAGGCUGGAAAGAUGAAGAGUGCAUCGGGAUUCCAGCAACAGCCAGUUUAGCUCUUUUAACAUGUCAUAGUGGUGGGUAAAGUAAUUACAUUCUAGUACAAUGCGGCAGAACAAAUUAUAUAAUGUAUUAAGUUUAUUAAAGUGGGGUUGCUGUGUGGGUGCAUACACUACAUCCUCAUAAUCAAUGACCGGCAUUAGCAUUUGUUGCUAAUUAGCAUCUGUUUCCUUACUGUAGGGCUUAGGAUUUGUUUCUGUACAGGGCACCUAGUUUUGGGUAAGGUUUUGAAGAGAUUUUUUCAAUGUGAAGGCCAAAGAAUAGAUUGGGGUCCAGCAACAUACCUAGAUAUUUAAAAGAGCAGACUCCUUUCAGUGUGCUAUUUGAAUUUGUUCUGAUACACGGUUGUUGAUUUUGUAAUUUAGGUACAGUUUCAAAGAUCAUUGUAACAGUUUUGUCAGUGUUUAGGAAGAGUUUGUUAUCCGCUAUCCACUUUUUUACCUCUGUGAAUUGGUUUUGGAGCACAGCCUCAAGCUGUGGAAGCCUGGGUUUACUAGCGUAGAUUACAGUGUCGUCUGCAUACAGUUGAGGAUUUGCAGACGAUAAGCAGAUCAUUUAUAAAUAAUGUGAAUAGCAGGGGGCCGAGUAUGGAGCCUUGGGGAACACCACACAUGACUGGAGGAGGGAGGGAAGCUCUGUAAGAAAUGGCCACAUAUUGCAAUUGGUCUGAAACAAUGCCUAAAUUUUUUAGUUUUUGCAAAAGAAUGCCAUGGUCUACUGUGUCAAAGGUCUUGGCAAAACAAAGAAAAUAACUCCAGUUAAGUCUCCUUGUUCCAUGCCAAUUUGGAUGUCAUUGCAAACUUUUAAGAGGGCAGUCAAAGUUGAGUGAUUUGGGCGAAAGCCUGAUUGAUCAUGAGUCAGACAAUUUGAUUGUUGAUAAUAUUCACAUAGUUGCUUGUGGACUCGUUUUUCCAAGAUUUUUGACAAUGCAAAGAGCAAUGAUAUCAGGCGCUAGUUAGAUACCAAAGUAUUGUAACCACUUUUAUGAAUAGGUACAACUAUUGAAGUCUUCCAAAGUUUGGGUAUGUAUCCUGACACCAGGGAUUCAUUGAUAAGGGUAGUGACAGGUUUAGCAAUUGCUAGCGCACCUAGCUUCAGCAACAUUGCUGGGAUUUGAUCUGGUCCAUACUGGUUUUUCAUUUUUAAAUGAUUAAGAUGUUUUUUAACAACACUAACAGGCGCAGGUGUAAAAUUUUAUUUCUCUAUAAAAUUCUGAAGAUUUGGCAGGACCUGAUCUUUAUUUGUGGUCUGUUAAAGUGAUUUGUUAUCUUAGCAACCAGAGUGGUAGCACAUCUAACAAAAUAAUUAUUAAAGGCAUUUGAUACAUCUUGGUGGUGUUGUAGUGUUUGGUUUUCUAUUUUUUUUUGUCAAUCCUUGUUUUAUUGAGGGAAGUAUUCAAGGUUGAUAUUUUCACUCAUUAUGUCGUGAUAAGGCAAAAACCAUAUAACAUGAACUAUUACAAUCAUACAACAUUGUCAGGCCUCUUUUACUUUUUUUUUCUCGUGUGUGUGUCCAAUUGAUAUGUGUGUCAUGAGGUGUGUGUGUUGGUGGCGUUUGGUAAUGGUACCUCAGGGUCAGGUGGUGGUUUGGCCUGUGUGAUAAUUCGGUCCAGUCUGUAAGUGUCCCGACCUAGAAAUAUGUUGAGCCCUUUGGUCGUGUGUGUGAGUCGACAUAGUCGGCAUAAAGGUAGGUACCUGUCGUUGCUUCGUGUCUGAUGGUGUCCCCUAAUCUUGGGUGGCUGAGGGGGGGGGGAGUGGAGGCGGUUGAGGGGUCUACCUGUCAGACCGGGCUCUAUUGCAGCCAUCAUGUGUCGUGACUGUGAAGGUAAGCGUGGUUACAGUGGGUUUGUGACGUGUAGAGGCACGAGUAAUAAGAUUCUCUUAACAAUUAUGAGAGGGGACAAAAGCAAAGUAAACAUUUGCAGUUUUAUGAUUGGCGGGUGGUUAGGUUGCGUUCGCUGCACCCGGACUUUCUUUCCCUCUUGGUGUGCAGGGUCUCGCUCAGCUCGGGACCCCGGUUCGGGUGUCGGAGGAGGCUGGGUUCCUCUGAGCGUGGGCUUAGUCCCAGAGUUUGUAAGAACGCUGCCGCGUCUCUUAUGGUGGUGAGUCUCAGUUCCCUGCCGUCAGUCGUUUUGGCUGUGAGUGCUCGCGGUAAGGUCCAUCGGUACUCCACUCUGUGUUCUCGUAGUCUGCUUGUGACUGAGCCCAGAGACCUCCGCCAGUGCAGUGUGUUCCUGGUGAGAUCUUGAAAAAACGUCAAUUUGGAGUCCAGGGGGGUUUUGCCCUUUAAUGCCGCCAGGAUGCGAUUCCUGUCCGCCACUGACUGGUAGUGUACAAUUAUGUCUCGGCUGGAGACAUUGCCUCUAGGGGUGUCAUGGAGGGUGACAUUGUGGGUGAGUCCCCAGGGGUGGUUGUCCCUGCUUGGGAAUCUGAUCUGUGCUCACAAGUGCCUGGUCUGGCCGCCAUCUUGGAAUUCGUCGGACGCUGCUGCAUCUCCCCCAUGUCGUGGAAUUCUUUGCUGGGGCCCGGGUGUGAUUUCUGGGUUUUGAAUCCCAUUUCUGUCGUGGGCUUUGGGAGAUGGUCGGAUGGCCAGUCAGAGCCGUAUAUUCCAGCCAGCUCAGCCUCUAAUCACCUUGCGGCGGUCCGUGUGGCUGCGGAGCUCAGGUAGGCCCCAGAUGUGCGUCUGGCUUUCUUACCCGUUUUCAGGUAUUAAAAAGGCAUGGGGCUGUUGCUCCCCCUCUUCUGAGUCGGUAGGGUGUCGUGUGUGGGUCCGCUUGUCAUGGGGAACCACCGAUUUAUAUGGGUUUCCCGAUUAUUGCUUGAAGCCGCAGGAAAACGCGUGUGGUCGGCUCUGGCGCUAGCUGGUUGUCUAUUUUGACAGUGGAGGGUUGGGAGUGGAUUGUGAGGGAUUGUAUGCUAUUUUUGAAUUUCCAGACGUUUCUUGGGUUUGAUAAGUUGUUGUUCAAAUUUUCACUGAAAUAUUGGGCCUUUGCCAUUUUUGUUUGUUUGCAUGCAUUUCGCCAUUGUCUGUAAGUACAGUGAUCGUUCAUGGAGCCAGUACGCUUGAAAUUUGACCACAGGUAAUCUCUAAACUGGUACAUUUAAAUGAGGUCAGCUGUAACCCAGGGCAGGUGUGUCUCUUUUAGUCGCCCUCAGGAAAUGUAAAAAAAACAUUAUAACAAAAAGGCUAUCAUUGCAGAUCUCUCAGCCACCACAUUGGCAAAAUUACGAGAAUACCUCACCGUGACCUAAGUUUUCUGCUAUCGCAAUCCCAAGUUCCUAGUGUGGUGAAAUGGUGCUAUUUGUGUAAUUAACUCACCUGAAGAAAGAAUGAAAUCUCUGCAUUCAUGGAACCUGAUUGAUGGUCCCUCUCUAUCUUUUCUGCUAAUAAAGGCAACAACUGGUAGAAAGUUGGAUCACCAUCCUGUUCUCUGCAGGACAGAGCAUUUAAGCACAUGUUUUAUGUCUUGCUGGAGUACUGCAUUUGCAGUUAAAUCUCAAGUUUCUAUUGAAACCUCCAACUGCUCCAGUGUGGAUUUUCCCUGGCUAAGGUUCUCCUGUUGACUGGCAUCCAAAUCAACCUGGACUUUGGUGGCAAGUUUGUUCCUGUUCUCUAGUGUUUUUUUCUUUUAUCUUUUAUUUAACUCGUUUAGUUAUAAUAUGCAGCACGACUGUGCUCCUACUACACUUCCACACUUAGUUGUACAUUUGUUAUAAAAGCUGGGAAACCAAAUGCUUUCCCGUCUUGUCGACAAUUCUUGGUCUCAGCCAGAGAUGGACUUCAGGUAGGAGGAUAUGAACCUACCCUGAUUGGUCCCUUAGGUGACUGUAAUGCUUUCAUGUAAUAGGGAUCUCAAUAUUGCAAUUGUAAAUUACGAUAGUUGUCUACAAAAAACAUGUGAAGACUGUCACAUGUGGGGACUGUCCCCUUUAUAAUCCACUCUGUCAAAUCCAGAGCAGGCAGAAGGGCCUCUAGUAUAUGAGUGCCAUCUAUGAGGCACUAAAGGAGAUGUGCUUAUGUUGAGAAUAUACUAAUGCACUACAUAUAUUUUUUACAGAUAUAUGCAAUGUAUAGAUGCGAAUAUGGAGAUUAUCCUAGAAGCAUCUUUUCAAAUUCCACAUUUUAGUAUUUAGAUUAAGUCACUAAUGCAUUAAUCAUUUGGUAUUUAUUCAGACCCAGAAUUUACUUUGGGAGAUUGUUGUUUGAGAUGAUGACUAUUCCCUAUAAGUCUCCAAGGCAAGCAUGAGCUUAUUCUUAGACAGUCCAGCAGUCUCAUCAUUGGUAAGGUGCUGUGACAGGGGUACAGUCUGUUUUGCACGAAAUUCCAAAUCACUGAGAACUGAUCCUAGUUCCUAGUAGUGUGUGCAUGCUAGUCUAUGUAGAGACACGUGCCCAGGUUGGAGCACACAUUAUAUUGGACAACAUAGCACAUAUGUGCACAGAGUGGUUCAUUAGACUUGGGGUUAUGCAUAGAUGGUGCUUUAAAAAUAAACCAAUAGCUGUGACUCCAAUUUAGUUAACAGUUUUUUUUUAAAUUUUUUUAUUAUAGAAUAACGAACAGGCAUGAAAUAUAUGUCAGUGGUAAAAACUAAAUAAACCAGUAAUAGGCAUACAAUAAGGUAAUAAAAAUAUACUAGCGUUGCAAAACAAGCAAGCAUCCAUACAAAAAAAAGUGAGAAAGGUAAAGCCAAAAAGCACAUACUGAAGCUGAAACAUUUUGGUGAAGCAGCAUACCAGUCAGAGUCACAGAGUUAUUCACUAACAUGUGAAUUGUCAGAAAAACUGGUUUUGGGUAUUAUUAUAAUUAAUAUUAUAAUUGCCAUUUAAAUAGUGCCAACAGAUUCCAUAGCGCUUUACAAUAUUAUAAGAGGGGGGAUUUGACUAUAAAUAGGACAAAUACAAGAAAACUUACAGGAACGAUAGGUUGAAGAGGACCCUGCUCAAUCGAGCUUACAUUCUAUAGGAGGUGGGGUGUAAAGUAUAAUUCUUAAACAUGAUUGAUUACCUUUUGAGGUUUUAACCUUUCAAAAUGAUGUCAUAAACACAACUUAAUAAUCGUGAUGAAUAUAUUAGACCAGUGGUUCCCAAAUGUUUUAGGCUCAAGGCGCCCUUAAUAUUUCAAUAUUUUUGUAAGUCAAAAAAAAAUUCUAGGUGUGUGUGGGGCAGUGUGUAUGUGAGGGGUACAGUGUUUGUGUAUCUUGGGCAGUGUGUGUGAGAGUUACACUGUGUGUGUAUGGGGGGCAGUGUGUGUGUGAGGGGGAAACACUGUGUGUGAGGGGUACACUGUAUGGGGGAGGGGUAAUUAGUACACUUUUUUUUGUUAAUUUAUAAAUAUAUAUAUAUAUAUAUAUAUAUAUAUAUUUUUAUAUCCCCCUUCCCUGCUUACCUUUGCCUGGGAGGGGACAGUACUAAUCCCUGGUGGUCUGUGGGGAAGCCCUGGUACUCCCAAUGGUGAGAUUGAACUCAGGCUAGAGUUCACUCUUGCGUGAUUCGGAGCAUUGCCGUGGUAACCGCUGCCACGCUCCCCAGGUCCUCUCUCCCUCCAUGAUCUCCCCUCCGGUCCUGUAGAGCCGGUAGGGGAGAGUGAGGCAUGGUUCCCGGUGCUAUGAUCACAUGAUCAUAGCACCGGGAAAUAUCACACGGCGCCCCUUGCAGAUUACCCAAUCUGAAUUGUUGGAAGGUAUGUACCUUCCACAUUAUAUGUAGUUAUGUUAUUAUGUAUUUUCUUUUUUCAUGUUAAAAGCAUUUUUAAUGGAUUUACUAUUGAAGAGUAUGUUGAAGUUACUAGCUAACGUGAAAAAGUACUUUUUGAUAUUUUUACACAGGCUUCUACUGCUAGUUAUAUCUUUUUUUAAUGUUCCUGCAGGUCAGUUGGGUAAGCCCCAUGGACAGCUUAUUAUGAACACUGGUGAGGAGUUUCGGAAGGUACAGGAAGAGAAGCAACUGAUAUACCGUAGCAUCCCAGCAGUGGAUUUAAACAAGGUAUUUUAACCCCUUAAGGACCAAGGAUACAACAUGUUUGUGACCAAGUCCUUUAUGUCACUUAUUAAGUAUCAUUUUUAAAGAAGAAAUAGGGCUUUUGAGACCGUAUAUGUAUAAAUAAUACAAUAUUAAAUAUGAAUAAAAUAUUAAAUAAUUGAAGAACACUUUACAUUUAAUCAUUUCCACACUACAAGUGCAACUAAAGAAAACUAACUCAAAAGGUCUUGAUUUUUAAAAUGUCCAAUAUGUGUAGGAUUUAAAUAAAUUUGUAAAAGUUAUAAAACAAAUAUAGCAUGGAACCAAUUACUUUUUUUUUGGCAUGGUGAAAUCACAACUUUUAUAGUAGUCACAAAAUCCAUAGAAGGGAAAUCUGAUUCUCAUGCUGCAACUCCUGGACACAGCGAUUACUGCUUGGCAGCUGUGAAAGUAAGGAAACCUCGCCAGAAUAUUUUAAGAGAUCCCUGAGACUGUCUUAGAACCACUGCAGCUGAGAUUAACCUCUUAGCAGUGGUAUUUAAAAAGACCUAAAGGGCUUUGUGCAGAGCUCAUUUAAGCACUGCACAUAACUGACUUGUCAGUCUAGAGCCAUUAAUUGUCACCACAUCUGACAAAGGGGACCCUGAGGGGGGCGUCAUGGAGGGUACCUUGGGCUCCUUGGUGCCAUCAGCUAUAUAAAGUAACACUCCAUACUAACAAAAAAAAAGCAAAUCACUAUUUAGAACAUAUACAUCAAAUGAAUACAUGUAUACAUUUAUUUUUUCAUGUAGUCAUUGGGGUUAUACAUAAAAAUAGCUUGCAAAAGCUGCAGUUCUUGGGCACCACAUUUCCAUUUACAGAUAUUUAAAAUGCAUCAAUAUUUUUCUUCUUCUCACAUAUAUAACAAGUUCCUACUGUGUGGUUCUAUAUAUUAUGUCAUAUUUAAUAACAUUCUGAGUGAAAUUACGGUGGAAUGCUAUAUGCUAUGUCAUAUCAAAUACAAUUUUAGUGAACUUAUGGUUCAUUUUCUGUUAUUUCAGAAUCACUAUAUUGGGAGUGAGUUCUGGAAUGUGCCUGAGAAAAUUGGCGAUGAGUUAAGUGGCUUGAUAAUGACCCUUACUCAGUGUGAGCGUGGAUACCCAUUACCCGUCAUUCAUAUCGGAAAACCGAAAAGCAUCAUGCAGGAAACAGGUGUGUCUGAUAUAAAAUAUUAGCAUGAGGUAGCACACAAAAAGAGGACCAGAUUGAGAAGUAUACAAUGUAUGGAUGCAGAUCAGGAAUGAAGCACUUCCUCUAGUGGGUAAAAAAAAGGAAAUAGGUAUUAAUUAAAUACUACUGCAGCACACCAAUAAAUAGUUAAAAUAGUUUAUUAAUUCAAAACUCAUAUAAUGUAAAAGCAUUGUGUUUUAGUAAUAGUACAUGGAGGCAAAAUAAUCAAAAAGAAAGAUAACAUACUAUACAUGAUGAAAUAAUAUUAUAAUAUACAUGAAGCAAGCAUAUAUAAAUAAAUAUCCAAUGAGCAAUAAAUUAAACAAAUAAUGCCAGUCAACUGUAUGGAUACCUUAGGUUGGUGACAGAGUAGCAUGAAAACCCAAACCACAAUGGAGAACACACAAGUGAGGUGGAUAAACAUGAUCAGACUAAACAAGUACCUGAAGUCCGAUCUAAUGUAGAGAAAGCAUUCCCAUGGGGCCAAUGCCAAGAAAACUAUCAAAGAGGACUAGGAGGAAAAAGAAAAACAGGAAUAAAUUCACAACCAACAGAAAAGGGCCCUGUCGAUAUUAAGACCUGUAGAAUGCAGAGUAUUCAACUGAUAAAUCCAGUAGUGUUUUUUUUGUAUUAAACUGAUCACCACCCCUGUUAGGUGUCUUGACAUGUUCAAUGGCAGUAAAUAUCAAUUGAGAGAUAGCAUGCAAAUGUAUUCUGAAAAUACUUCGCUACUAAGGAGGUUUCAUUCUGGUGUCUUGUGUUACUUUUAUGUUCGCUAAUACAUACACCAAAACAAUGGCAUGGCACAUAUGCCAACCCACAGGGGCAUUUGGGCAAAUAGACCACAUGAUCUGUCUGGCAAUUCAUGAGGAUACACAUGGGGUAUUUCUUGCUCGACAUAGGAUGGUAAAAUGUGUCAAAGCGUAUCACACUAUUACAAAUGGUGCAGUGCCCACAUCAAUACAUGCUCUUAAAAAGCCACAGUGGUUUUUCCUUAUUCGGUGCAUUUAUGAGGCUAUCCCUUCAAUUCCUAGACCCUUUCUAGGACAUUGUGGGGCGUUUUAAACAGAUCACCCAUUUUGUAGUCUGCAUUGAGUACUUUUGUACAUUGUAGUAUUUUUUCCAAUUUUUUUCUGGCCAACAUCUUGCUCCACCAACUUAAAGGAGUUUCCAUAGUCACAUUGUUCUGUGAGGGAGCAAAGUUGCUCCUAAGUUUACACUUGGUAAAGUCAAGAUUUGAUCCAGGUUUGAUUUGAGACAAAGCCAAUACCUUUUCCCAGUCUCCGUUCCUCCGUGUCAGAGAACAGUUGUGAUGUAAGAUGUUGAUCGCCAUUUUCUCUGGGUCCUUUGUCGAUCGGGGAAAUGUCUCGAUUUUGUUCCUAGACUCAUUGGGAUGUCUGAAUGCACAGGAGUGACCACCUCGCUACCUCCUUCUCUCGGUCAUUGGCCUCUCCCUAAAAAUUGUGUUCCUGGUUGCUGAGCUUUGACCAGCAUCAUUUGUUACAUUUUGCUCAUUGGAUAUGUUUGUGUCAUGUAUAUUAUGUUAUUAUCUUUCUUUUUGAAUAUUUUGUCACUAUGUACUAUUAUAUUGUCACAGUGCUUGUGUAAGAUGUAUUACUCCAUGAUAUUCUAUGAUUUAAUAAACUAUUUUUGACAAUUUACUGGUAUGCUUCAGUAGUUUACACUACUUAUAUAUAGCUAUAGGAAGUAGGAGUGGUGCCUGGAAAAUCCUUGGAAGUAGGAGUAUGAAAUUACACAAAAUAGAAAAAUAGAAAAAAAAGGAAAAAUAGUGUGGUAUGUUCAUGAACUCAAGGGGAGGUAAGUAAAAAAGUGCACUUAGACUUUUUUAAGGGCAUUUAACAGAAAAACCUUGCUUAUGGAUGGAGCUAUGCUUCUUACCAAAGAAUAAAAUGUGUUUCAAUAAAAUAAUCCUUCCAGAUUGAUUAGGGUUCUGUCAGAUUUCACUACUCGGUACAAUCUCCACUUUGGGAUGUAUGGCUUAGUGAUAUCCUCACUGUGAAUAUAAAAGACAAAACAGAACUAUUUAGUGCUCACUGUGAUGAAAAUAAAUACUGCUUAAUUAAAAACUAAUUACAAGGUGAAGAGCAAACCAAGGUAUUUUCCCCACCUUGGAAAUCCUGUCCAGAAGGCGAUGGGUGAUAAAGGAAGGUCUAGGAGUUGAAAAAAACAAAAAACUUACUAGUUAAUCCUUUAAAAAUGGCAUAAAAGGACGAUAAUAGAUUAUAUAAUAACAUACAUUCAUAUAUAGUAGUAUUUUAAAGAAAUUGAAAAAUGUCAGACUCAGCACUUAAUCCAUUAAAGGUCAAAAUUGUUCACGUGCAUUAAGAAUAUGCAUUUUUUUUUAAUCCUAAAUUAUUAUAUAAUUUUUUUAGACUAGUUAAGAAUAUUCAGGGGCUACAAAGUAUUAUGCUAACUCAUGCAACGAUAAUGACGUAUAAUGACGUGCACACCCAAUACUCUUAUAAUUAGUCUUCCUUGGGUACCAAAUUAAAGAGACAACGCUGUCUACCGUGCAACUAUAGAGAGGAAAGUCCUAUUACAGAUCUGCUUUAUCAUUUGCUGUUUGUACUUCUUGGCCCUUCAAAAACGCUGUAUAUAUUACAUCAUGUUAUACAGUAUUUAUUAGCUAAUCACUUUGCAUAUAGAUAUUUCAAUGUUUGAUUUGGAUAACUCCCUUGUAAUCUCGUUUGAGCAGAGCCCUAUGCAUCCUAUUCUUCCUGUUGCAAAUACAUGUUUGUUAGUCCUCCUAUUGUACAGCUCCAUGGAAUUUGUUGGCAUUUUAUAAAUAAUAAUAAUUACUAUGUAUAGUUAUUUGCUUGUACAUGUUUUUUUUUUAAUUAUUUUACCAUCACAAAAUUGCUGUAUUUCUCUUUGCAUCUCUCUUACCUUAACUCAGGCCACCUAGAUCGUCCACUAUUUCAUAACACUUGGGAUAAAAGUCAGUAUCUCCAGUAUCGUAGACACGAAUUGAGAGCCAUCAUGGAAGAACUCAACUUUUCUAAACCGGUGAGGGUCUAUAUAGUACUUAAAAUGGCUGUACAUUGCUAUGUGAGAUAAUGGUGCUGCUUGCCAAGGUAAAAUGCAAACAUAAAUAAAACCUUAAAGGAAUUUAGCUAUUGUAUCAAAAUACUAAAUUGUAUCAAAUCCAUUGAGAUCUGUUUAAAUAGUUGGAAUUGUAGUUGGAAUUCCUGAUUUAAAAACACAAUUUUAGCAUCUUGAUAAUUUCAAAAAGCAUGGUUUUAUAUAUAUAUAUAUAUAUAUAUAUAUAUAUAUAUAUAACCUCCCUCUAUAUCAUGACACUUUUUGUCUUAAAAUUAUUUUGAUAUUUUUAUUUAUAUAGAGCUUGUAAACAUAUCUGCCUGACUAUUUAUCAAGCCAAGGGUUAAAGCCACUAGCAGUAAUAAUAAAGGACCACUAUAGUGCCAGGAAAACAUACUAGUGCCCCCACCCUCAGGGUCCCACUGGGCUGGAUGGAGAGGAAGGGGUUAAACAUUUACCUUUCUCCAGCGCCGGGCUCCCUCGGUGCUGGAGACUCUCCUCCUCCUUUCUCGUCAUCGGCUGAAUGCGCAUGCGCGGCAAGAGCCGCGUGCGCAUUCAGCCAGUCCAUAGGAAUGCAUUCUCAAUGCUUUCCUAUGGACGCUGGCGUCUUCUCACUGUAAAAAAAAUCGCAGUGAGAAGCGCGGAAGUGCCUCUAGCUGCUGUCAAUGAGACAGCCACUAGAGGCUGGAUUAACCCAUAGGUAAACAUAGUAGUUUCUCUGAAACUGCUGUGUUUACAGCAGGCAGGGUUAACACUAGAUGGACCUGGCACCCAGACCACUUCAUUAAGCUGAAGUGGUCUGGGUGCCUAUAGUGGUCCUUUAAACAAAUGAGCAAUCCAUAAAAACAAAAAAAUAUAUGAUCAAUAUAUAUCAGGCAAAAUAUGCUUCCUCCCUCAAAAACUAAUGGUUAAAAAGUCAUAAGCUUAAAUAAAAAAUGGAGAUUAUAUAAAAAAUUCCCACUACGCUUGGGAAACAAUGGCCCCAGUAUAUGGAUUAAAAUAUGCUAUUUGAGAUAUGCUGAGGUGUCUUCUUUAAGAAAUGGUAAUUGUUGUGAGGUAGUUUGAACUAGCAAAUGCUAGAAUGCUCCAAAAUGAGACAUAGCUCCAUUAAAUCUAUCUAUGAAAAUGUAGUCUUAACCUGAAGUUAUAAAGUCUCUUAUAUGUCACUGCAAUAUCACAAAAUAGUGACAAAUAGUGACAAAGCCAUACACUGGUGAAAAAAUAUUGACAUGUUAAGGCACAAUACACUGUAAUUUGAACAGUCAAACUGGUACAAUGCUCCAAAAUGAGACAUAGACCCAUCAAAUCCAUUCAUUUAGGUCACACCUAAAAAAAAGCAUUGUAACUUCACAAGAUUGUCCCUAUGACAUAUAUUGGUGGUAUUUUUGUACUCAGAAGAUGUCGCUGGGCAUAAUCUGUUGUUUUUUUUUUUUAUCACAGUGGCAUACAUUAGUUUACAAAAUACCUAGCAAAAAAUGAAAUGUGAAUGUAAAAAAUGCAACAAUUUCUCCCCCUCCCCCACAAACUUUGAUGUAAAGUUGUAAAAAAUGGUGACAUGUUAAGGCACAAUAUACACCAUAAGAGAUACCCUGGAGUGCCUACUUUCACAAAUGGUAGACCUUCAUGCGGUAAUUUGAAGAGUCAAACUGCUACAAUACUGCAAAAUGAGACAUAGGCCCAUCAAAUCCAUUAAUCAAAAUUCGAACUGUAAAAACUGAAAUGGUCAUGUCUCUUACAUGGCACUGUAGCUUCACAGGAUAGUGUUUACUACAUACAUUGUUGUACUCAGAAGAUGUAGCUGAAAACAAUAUUGGGUUUUGUACAGGAUUAGCACAUCAGGUUUACAAAAUACAGUGGAACCUCGGAACUCAAACUUAAUCUGUUCCAGAAGGCUGUUUGAGAACUGAGUUGUUCGAAAACCGAAUAAAAAUUUUCCAUAAGAAUUAAUGUAAAUUAGAUCAAUCCGUUCCAGACCCCCAAAAGUACAGCAUUUUAACACCCAUUUUACAGUUUAAUAAUACCUUAAAUGCAUAAAAUCAUACAGAAAACCAAAAAAAAAAAACACAAUGUAAAUUAAAUGAAAAUGUAACUUCACUUUACCUGUCAGCUCUGUUUCCUGACAGAAUGGAGCUCUGUUCGCAGACAGAAUGGAACUCUGUUCGCUUUGUCUAGUGCUAGGAGGCCGAUGCAUUGUACCAACAAGGUUCCAAAGUGGUACCAACGAGGUUAAUGCUGUGUGAUUUUGUUCUAAUACCAAGUUUUGUUCUAAUAGAGAGACAUUUAUUUCUCAAAUAUUUAGUUUGAAUACAGAAUUGUUUGAGUACAGGAGCGUUCCAGCACCGAGGUUCCACUGUACACAUUUAAAAAAACCUUGUUAUAUAUUGGCAGUUAAAUGGCUACCUCAAAAGUGUCAAAAUAACCUUAAUAGGUAAAUAGCUUAAGAUUUCUACUUUAUAUAAAUAUAUACUUUUGUGUGGCAUAUUUAUUUUCUGUGAUGAUUUUUAAGUUUACAAGUUAAACAUGCCAAAUUUUAAAAUCGCUCCACAUUGAAAUUUUCGUUUAUUCCUUGUGCUUUGUUACCUGUAACUACCAAAAAUAAACUGAUAUCCUAGACGUGAUGUAUUCGGUAAAUCAGGAACAUAAAUAAAAAAAAUGUAAUAUUAAAUUUGUGGUUGGUGUAAUAAAUGAAAAAGAUGUAAAUUGCAGUUGAACACACACAUAGAAAAAAAAUGCAAAGAUGACUUUGGUCCUUAAGUGAAAAACAAGCAAAUAAAGCUUAGCCCUUAAAGGGGUUAAAAAGAAAUAUAUCAAUAUAUCACAAAAUAUAAAAUAAUACAAAAUUUAAAUAUUUUUCAUAAUAUAAAAUCAUUUUUUUUUUUUUUUCAAUUUGACAAUUUUUAUUUUAUCAAAGAACACAAUUGGGGGGUACAGAAAGGAAAAGGGGGAGGGUACGCAGUUAUGGUACAUUGUUCUCAUACACAUAUAAAUCAGGCGAAUCAUCAUAUUGCACAGUCCGGAGCCAGUGUUUUUUUUUGUUUUUUUUUUGCAGUUUGGCAAUUUUCGGUAAGGACACGGGGUACCAGGGAGAGACUAAGGGUGGUGAUAUAGUGAGUAUAUAUCAAUAUACGAUACCGGUGACACCCUAUCUACUCUCGUCUGCGUGUCGUCCUGUUAUAUCUGCAUGUACUGCUUGCGGUGUCUCAGUAGGAGGGGGAGUACAAAAAACCUACGUGGGGUCUCCUGUGCCGUGUAGGUGAGGUUUAAAAGAGCCUUUGACUGCGUAAAGGGCUGCCUCAUCCCUGAGCGGCUGCCCAUGGGGGGGGAAGGGAAGAGAGAUGGUGGAGGGUAAAAAAAACUAGGGGGUCGGUAUGUUCUUGCGGAUCCUCGCGUGUCUGGUUAUAUCUAAUUAUGUCGUUUUGAGCCUCACCCUGUCCCUCAUAGUCGUUGGUUCCCUUUUGGUUCUAUAUAUGACAUCCACAUUGCAUGAGCUGCAUGAGCUGUGGUGCAGCCUUUUCGUAUUUUUGUUUGUUUCCAUAUGGCCAAUUCAUAUUCCAGCGUGGUAGUUACCAUUGCGGCAACCUCUGGCACCGUAGGAAUAUUCUGUGUUUUCCAUUGUUUGGCUAACAUUGUGGUGGCUGAGGAGAGUGUGAUGAAGAUGAGUUUGGCUAUGCAGUGAGGCCCCUUUUGGUGUGAGUUUGAGUAGCAUGGUUUCAAUAUUGCUUUCCAGUAUGCACCCUGUGGCCCCCUGUAUAAGGUUCGCUAUUUGUUCCCAGUAGGACCGCACCAGAUCGCACGUCCACCAUAUGUGUAUUUGUGUGCCCUCCUGUGUCUGGCAUCGCCAACACCUGUCGCUUGUGUUUGGGUAUAUUGCUUUUAGGCGAGUGGGUACCAUAUACCACCUGUAAAGUAGUUUUCUCGCAGCCUCUUGAUGAGACGCGCAUGCGGUUAGUGCUUUAUGGUUGCUAUAAAUGCUAUCCCACUCUUCCUGUGUGAGUGUUCUGCCUAUGUCCUUAUUCCAUUCCGCUAUAAAGCGCCAGACCGGCUCCUUUGUUGGGGAGUUAAGGAGUUUAUAAGUGAGUGAUAGGGUGCGGCGGAUUGGUGUUAGGUGGAGGCACAUCUUUUCGAAAUGUGUGUGGUUGGUGUCGAACGACUGUGUAGGACUUUUUGUCCCCUUGUUGCUGGUUCUGUGAGAUGUGCUACUUGGUGGGCUGUGAGUUUGGGUAGAUCAAUCCCGUCUAGGUAGUUUUGUAUUGAGGUGUUUGUCGGCUGUGUGACAGACGUAUUAUCUUUUAAGUUGUAGAGGGAGCUGUAAUAGUUCGCAAACGCGUUACAUAUUUCCGUGGGCUGUAUCAGCUUCUGGCCUGUGGGGGUCAAUAGGUAGGGGAUUUUGGUUUGGGCUUGCCUGUCUCUGAGUCUCUGGGCCAGUGCUUUACUGGCUCUGUUCCCCAAUACGAAGGUUGUGGCUUUUAGUUUUUUAAUAGCGUAACUCGCUUUUUGGAAGUUUGCUGUGUUGAUGUGGCGUUGGAGUUUGGUUAUUUCUUCUUGUGUGCCUUUGGAGGGGGAGAUCUGGUUGCUUUUGUGGAGGUCAUGUAAUUUUUUCAGGUUUUGGAUAUGUGUUGUGUGGUGUGUUUUCUUGAGGUAGGAGGCUCUGCUGAUCAGCGGUCGUCUGAUCACCGUAAUAUAUUCCAGACAUUUUGUUCCAAUUGACAUACCAAUGUACAACAUAACAUAAAAAACAUUAACUUAGAACUGUAAACGGGUACCACUGUUGAGGUACCUAUGAAAAAACUAAUCGAAGGUGAAAAUUAACCUUCUUAGGUGGGGGUAGGUGGACGUGUUGGGCUAGGAUGGGCCCGGGAGAGGACGGCUACAAGAGCUCAGAGUCUCUCGAAUAGCACAAGGAGCUCUAAAGUUCUAGGGGUGGGUGAAUCGUUCACUCUAUUGUCAGGGUUGUCAUCCCGUGCCCUGGCCCCGUUAUAGCCCCCGAGACCAGUGCAACUUGGCGUGGGUCAGGUGUGGUGUAGGGGUUCGUCAGCAAUUGUAUGCAUUGGUGUGUUCAUACGUAUCCAUGCACUCAUACGCAUGCCUUAAAGCCCACUAGCACACACCGGGCCGUGCGCUCUCAUGCAUCCGUCGUUAUUAGUGGUAGAUUUUUUUUUUUUUUUGUUAAGAAAAAAAAAGAGGUUAUAGAUGGGUUGGUCUCCUGAGGUGGGCUGCUCUGUCGUGGAGUCCUGCUCUAAGUCUGGGGACCGCUUAGUGGGCGCCCCUGGGUUUGUGCGAGAAAUGACUCGAGCCGGGACUACGGGCUCCGGGGCACAACUGAGUUGACAUUAUGCUCCCCUUGUUCCCCUCCCCGUCACACAAACAGCGCCUACAGUCUCCUAUACGGGUACAAUUUGAAUAAGUGAUGCUAGGUACACAUUAGCCGGCUCGACCAGAGCCAUUGUUCAUUGUUACGCAUCUGUGUGUACUCAGUAAAGUCUGUUCGGUCCUUUUUGUCGUUAUUUUACUCACUGUCCCGAGGAUAGUAGCUGCAGUCGCUCCUGUGUGUUGGGGGUACACCUGGAUGCCUAAAGGUUGGGACGUGAGGUGUGCCUUCUUUGCUUGGCAGGUCUCCAUUCCUUCUGCAGCUUGUUCCCUUGGUCUUGUCCUGGCGGGGCAGAGGACUCCGCUAUGCCCCACGAAUGGAGAAGUUCCAUGCCUUCCUUGAUGGAGGUGACUGUGUGGAGUGUGCCGCCUUUGGCGAUCAUUAGCUUAAUUGGGUAUCCCCAUCUGUAGGGGAUAGAGUGUUGCCUGAGCGCCUCCGUGACAGUCCGGUAUGCUCUUCUUUGUCUCAGGGUUUCCGCGGAGAGGUCUGCGAAAAUUAGUAUAUCUUUGAACUUGGGCGGUAAAUCUUUUUUAGUGCGGUGCGUUUUCAUUAUCAGUUCUUUUAUAUGAAAGAAGUGUACUCGCAUGAGCACAUCCCUGGGGGUGGUUGGUGGGAGAUGGCUCGGUCUGGCCACUCUAUGGAUCCUGUCCAGGACUAACAUGUCCCCUGGUAUGUCCGGUAUUAUGGAGUGGAAGAACUCCGUUGUGAAGGCGGUAAGUUCAGUUUGUGGGACCUCUUCUGGGACCCCUCUCAGUCGGAGGUUGUUUCGGUGGGAGCGGUCUUCGAGGUCCAUUAGUUUAUGUUCAUACCGUUCCAUCCUGCCUUCCAUAUCCUCCAUUUUGUCCGCCAUGGUGUUGUGGGCCGCGGAUACCUCCUCCAUUUUGCUCUCGAGUUGCGAAGUCCGGUUCCCCAGGUCCAUCAUAUCUUUUUUUAGAUCUUCGAUUGCCUCUUUCACUGUAGCCUGCAUUUUGCCGGCUACCUCGUCUAGCAUUCGCUGUAAGACCACCGCAGUCACCGUUGCGCCGUCCAUAUGAUCACUGUCGGAGUCGGCGCCAUCUUGGGCCUGCAGGUCCGGCGGUUUGUGAGACGGUGUGCGUGCAGUGAAGAAGGCCGCCUUGUCUUUUGUCUCCGCCACCUUUUUAGAUCUGUUCUGUGACAUCUCGGGGGUAGUUGAGGGUCGCUUGUGUGCUUUAAGUCGCUGGUAAAUGCUUAUUUAGCAGCCGCCCAGACGGAGCUCUCUCAGUGCGCGUCCAUCCUGCUCGAGCGUCGGCCACGCCCCCCUAAUAUAAAAUCAUUUUAAAAGUUUAUCCAAACAUUUUUUUUUUUUUUUUGAAUUCUUUAUUUUAUUUGUGCAUGGAAUUUCACAUAAAGCAUACCGUGCCACAAUAGCCAGGGUAUGCAGAGUUAAACAAAGGUUUACAUUAAUUAGGCAGUGGAAAAAAAACUUUGCACAUUUUUUAAAAUUUUUUGAAACACUUAACGAGUUAUAUCUAGGUUGAUUGUUGUUAAACAGUAGAAACUGUAUUAGCGUAAGAUAGGCAAUAAUAGUGUUAAAGAACAUUGCAGGUUAGUUGUUCAAGCUUACGUUACUAUGUUCAUGGACUAGGAAGUCCCGCAGAGGGUAGCUUAGGCAAGCUAAGUAGACUGGUAUUGUUAGAGAGAUGAACCACAAUAUGCCUUCAUUGAAAUAGGGCACAAGAGUAAAUAUGAAAGGUCACAGGCAAUAUGACAAAUACCAAAAAGCGAAUGCCAUGUCAAAACGUAUUAUGGCUGCAGGAUUAUGUACAAUUUUUAUAGGUAGGCAUUGGUUAGGUAAGUAAUAGUAUGUGGUCUAAUAGCUGCUUCUAUCUCAUAGCUAACUGUAUCAGGCUAUACUGUAAUUACCCAAAUAAAUUGCUGACAUAGUGUAAGUUAUGUGAUCAUGUUAGGGAUAGGGCCCAUAAAUCCCCUGAAGAUAAAGAGUGGUGACUCGUAGCUGAGAAAGCCACCGGGCCCGGUAACCCUGCUAGGUCCCUGUCACUCGUUGCACAUAUUGAAUGGAGCGGGAAAAGAAAAGUGAGAGUGCACUGCGAGCAAUUCCCCUGUGUGGAUGCUGUUGUGCAAGGUGUUGUGCUGGAUCGGAGUUGCCGGUAGUAGGAGCGGUGUUGCAUACCUACGGGGGAGACUCUAUAUAUGUAUAUAGUAUGAACGGGGAGGAGAAAAAAAAAUAAAUUAUAUUCCUGAGGGGGGGGGGGGACCGUGGCGGGUACCUUCCACCAAUCUAAGGGAGGUUAAUAAGCGGUGUAUGCUCAGCUUGUGAGUGGGUAUCUGGGUUUAAGGGCCUUGUGUGGAUCGGGCUGCCAGAGUGUGUGGGUCCAGUACUGGGCCUAUGAUAGGCUGUCUCUCAUAAAGUCAGGUCUUGGUAUUGUCCUGUAAGCCCUGGGCGGCCUGUCUGGGUACAAAUUCCGCCGUAGUUUCCGGAUUCCAUCCGUGGGUUGGUCGCUGUGCUGCCUCCGGUGCUUCGGUGGGUAGGAGGUGUUGGGGAAUGCCCAGUUUCUGCAGGAGCGUUUUGGCUUCUUGGAGGUCUCGGAUGAUGUGAGUUGUAGUCCCAUGGGCGACUGACAGGGCAUGUGAGGGUCGCCAUCUGUAGUUAAGGUUAUGCUUCUGUAGGAGGAUAGUAAGCGGGCGCAGCUCCCGACGCCAUGCCAAGGUACUGCUGCUCAAAUCCGCAUAAAAGGUUAGGUCCAUGCCUUCGAAGGAGUAAGGUGAGUUGCCGCGUAGUGCAUUUAGGAGGGUUGCUUUGUCUCUCCCUUUAACGAAUUGUACGAUCAAGUCCCUCGUGGCAGAGGUUGGUGCCUGGGCAGGUUUGGGCACCCUGAAUAUGCCCUCUAUCUCUAAUGCUUUGGACAGUUUGGGUGUGAGCAGGGCCGCAAGUAGUCUCCUUACCACGUGCGGGAGCUCCGCUUCGGGUACGUUGUCGGGGACCCCCCUGACCUUUAUGUUAUUCCGACGGCGGGAGUCUUCAAGGGCUGCAAAGCGCCUUUCAUAGGAGCCGUUUAGUGUUCGCAGGUCUCUGACCUCCUGCUGGAGGGUGGUGAUCUGCUGUUUGGCUGAGAGUGAGGUGGUUUCCAAGGCUCCUAUCCUGCCAGUCAGGCCUUUCAAGUCUUGGCGUAUUGUGGCCAUGUCUGCCUGGAGGUUCUUUUGUAAAUUCGCCAGCAGUUCUUUCAAGAGUGCGGCCGUCACAGAAGCGGUGUCCGGCUGUGCUGUCGGGAUCCGCGGCGGGGGAAGCGCCGUAGCAGGUGUGUAGCCCUCAUCGGUUCCACAAGAGAAGUCGUCUGAGAGGUCUGAGCAAUCCCCAGCAAUGGCCGCCAUCCCAGGCCCUUGUGCGCCACGAGCCUGCCGCCACAUCUCUUCUAUGUUCAUGCCCGUUCGGGGCGCUUCUUGUCUCGCUUUUUUUGUUUUUUUCCCCAUCUGGGUUCAGGGCACCCGGGGGAGCUGUCGGGCCCUGUUGGUCCCGUCUGGGUAUCAGAAAAUAGGGUUUUUUCAGCUUUGCGGCCCGGAGCUCCAGACAUGUGCGACCGUCCGCUUUGGCAGUCAGACUCCGCCCCCUUAUCCAAACAUUUUAAAGCAUUUGGAAAGCCAUAACAACAAUAUUAAAUACAGGCCGUAAUGUCAAAACAAUUUUAACAUUUUAUAAUGUUUGCACACUUGCUUUGAUGUUGGACUAGUUCACAAUUUAAACAAAUACAAAGAAACUAACAAAUGAUGAACAAAGAAACUAACAAAUAAUGAACACAGACUGGAAUAGACUGGAAUCUUAGAAGGACUUCAUGUAAGAAUGUAACCCGUGUGUGGUGCAUUCCUGGUCUUAUAUUUUCCACUUUCCUUUAGGAAAUAGAAGGCCUUGAAGUGAUUGGACGGGGGAAUUGUUUCACAUCUAUGUCUUCUGAUUUUCUGCUGGAUACAAAUGAAACGGCUGACAUUUCUUUAAAAGAAAACAAGUGAGUUCAAGUGAAAGUUUUUGUAUGUUCAUUAAUACAAUAUUCGAUAUAGUCUUGUUCUUCACAUGCAUUUUUUUUCUCCAUAUUACAGGGACAUGCUCAAGGAUUUCCCCAAUGUGAUACCAGAUGUCGUGCUCGGUCCCUCUCUUCUUUUUUGUGGGCAGCCAGCAAACUGGAUUGAGGAUAUGUUGUCUCAUAGAGUAAUAUAUGUACACAUAUUUUUUUCCCUUUUUAUUUUACUUUAUUAAAAAGGAAAAGGGAAAAGCAUUGCAUGGCUUUUUAAAGGGACACUCCACUGCCCAAAUACAAUCAAAGUCACUGUUUAGAAGAUCUACCCCAAAAUAAAAAACAUGCAUGCAUCUGCACGAGAGAUACAGCAACUCUGGCCGAUUGUUUCACCAUUCUUUGGGCCUGAUCAGCACAGUGUAGCUGAUAUGUCUCUAGGCACAGUGAGCAAGAGGGUCACACCUGGAUUAUUCGUUUAAUUUGGGAAGAGAUGAAACAAUUGUCUGGGGUUUCUGUAUCUCUUGUGCAGCAGUGAGUGGGAUCAGUCCUACAUGCAGAUGGUUUAUGUUCUCUCUGUAAUGGCACAUGGGUAGCUAAAGCUAGCUUGAGAUCUGAGUGGGGACCCACCGAAGGGCAAGCUACAUAAGCUAUUGUCCAUUCUCAGUAUUCUUUUGCGACCUGUUUUUUUAUUUUUUUUCUGUUUGUUCUCCCUUAGUUUUUUUUUGGAAUUUACUUUUUAUUGUAUUUCAUAAUAUAAGGUAGGGGGGAUACAGAAAAAAAAAGGGGGAAGGGUACAAAAGAAGGCAUGGUUAUCGUAUUACAUAUCUUGGAAUAAGAUCUUCUAUUAUACUUAUAGUAAAAAUUACACAUUUAUUUUUAACAUAUUUAACUGUUGAAGUUAUAUAUUACAGCAUUCCUUUUAAUCAAAAGUAUUAAAAAAAAAAAAAGUAAUUCCCUUUGACAAAUCUCCUUAUUACUGGGAAACAGCUAAUAAGAGAUCAAUUAUUAUUUUAACAAGACUUAUAUUAAAUCUGAGUCUUUUUGAAAAAGAAGAAAAAAUAAAAAUAAAAAAAAAAGGGAGGAAGGGGGAAAAAAAAAACAUUGAAAAGAAAAGGGGGGACAAAGAUUUCCUGAUACAGCUAACAUGUAAACCAAUUGCUAAUUGUCUAAUAUAUAUAUAUUCUACGUCUACAUAUGAUCAGGGUUUACAUGUUCUGUAAUGUCAUGUAGGUAUGCUGGGUUAGAAUCAUAGUUAAUUUAAUAUAAACUCAAUAGUUUAUUUGAAGCGUGGACUCCAUUUUUUUUAUCUCGAUGUAUAUAACCAAAAAAUAUUCUCGUUUAAUAAUUUGCACAUUUAAACGCCUCAUUUUAAUGCUUUAUAGCUGAAAUGAUACCAAAUUAAUGAUCUAUUAGUUUACAUUUCUUGCUCAGACAUAUACCGAAUUAAAAUAUUCCAUGAUGUCAUAUUAAAAUUUUAGAUGUAUUUAUAUAAGAACAUUAAAUUGUUCAAUGCAGAGACCUCAUAUGUUAUCUAAAUGUUCCUGGCUAAUUCUCAUAUGUAGAUUGAAGGUAUGUUCGCCACAUUUGGGCUGUAUGGGUGCUCAAUUUUCCUAUUUUUCUUUGGUUUCACAUUAAAAGUUCGUAUUCUACUGUAGAAGACAUUACGUCUUCAAUUUCCUGUAACAAAGGUAAAUCAUUAGUCUUCCAGUAUCUAGCAAUUAGUAUAGACCCUGUACUCAGUAGAAGGAAUAUCAUUUUCUUGGUCACUUUAGGGAUAUUGGUUGGAAGUGAUCGAAGGAGUAUUGUUUUUGGAUCAUGAGAUAAAUGCUGGUUUGUAAUUUGUUUUAUUAUUCUUUCAAUAUUCUUCCAUAAUACAUUCACCGCUUCGCAUGUCCAGCAGACAUGUAACAUGGUGCCUUUAUCUGUGUGACAACGCCAACACAUGUCCGAUGUUACAGGGAACAUAGUAUGUAGACGCACAGGAACCAUGUACCACCUGUACAUUAUUUUCCUUGAUGCUUCAAAAUCCCCAGUGCUAGUAGUUAGUCCGGUCUGAGCGUUAAAAAUAUGUUCCCCUUCCCUCAAAGGAAUAUUCACUUGGAGAUCUUCUUGCCAGUCUUGUAUAAAUUUCCAAUUUGCAUCUGCAACAGGAUUAGCUAGGGUUUGAUAGCAUAUAGAUAAUGACCUUUUCGGAGAGCACAACGACAAACAUUUCUCUUCAAACUUCUUUAUGGAAGAUUGCAUUGUAUCUGCUCUUAUACAGACUUUUUCAAUGUCUAGAAUCACUUUGAUUUGAAGAUAUGCGAAUGUAUAGCUCGCCGGUAAUGAAAACUCCUUUUAUAAAUUCGAAAAAGAUUUUAGACCCUCUAUAGUGCAUAGGUGAAAUACAUGUGUAAUUCCUGCUUUUUCCCAUUUCUGAUAUGGGAACAUCCCAUUACAGGAGUAUGACAUUUUGAUUGGAGUCGCUAGAGCCCAUGGGUAAGCCGUGCAUAAUUUAUCUCUGUAGGUAUCCCAGAUUUUAAGUAGGUGUUUAGUGGAGGGCAGCAUAUUUGAGCUUACUUGUCUUAAUUGUUGAGGUUUCCAUAAUAAUGUCGAGAGAUCUUGUGAUCCCCAGUACAUAUUUUCUAUUGCCACCCAUUCAGGGGUAUAACUGGUUGAAUGGGCGCUGAUAACGUUCAUAAGUAUCGCAGAAUGAUAAUAUGCUUUUAUAUUUGGUAUCCCCAUACCUCCAUUUUUCACACUUCUCAUUAAUAAUGUUUUAGGGACUCGCGGGUGUUUACUGCCCUAACUAAAACGUACCAUAGUUGCUUGAAUACAUGUUAUAUAUGAAGUAUCAUAUGCAAGGAUCUAAAGAGAUAUAAAAUCUUCGGUAGGAUUGACAUUUUAAGUGCUGCUAUUUUCCCUACCCAAGAUAAAUACAGGUUCUUCCAUGAUUUUAGUUGGUUAUCAAUUUCCUUCAAUAACUUUGUAUAAUUAGCUGAAAAAAUAUCUUUUUCUUUUUUAGUUAUUCUGAUACCUAAAAAUACUAGAUGAUCUUCUCUCGUAGCGGUAACUUCCCUUCAGUCUUUCAUCUGUAAAUUUAGAUGUGUUGAGACACAUUGCUUGGGUUUUUGUUAUGUUUAGCUUAUAAUAUGACUGUUGACUAUAGGACUGCAAUUCUUUAUGUAAUGAUGGAAGCGUUAUGAAUGGUUGAGUAAUUGUUAGAAGAAUGUCGUCAGCAAAUAAGCUGAGUUUAUAAUCCUUGUUACCAACUGACACCCCGUGAAUGUUUUCAUUGUUCCGUAUAGAUAUGGCCAGAGGUUCUAGAGCCAACACAUAAAGAAGGGGUGAUAAUGGGCACCCCUGCCGGGUCCCAUUGGUAAUACAGAAAGCCUGUGACCUAAAUCCUGAGUAGAGCACUGUUGCUGUUGGUGCACUAUAAAGAGCUUCAACUGCUGAGAUAAAAAAAGGUGGAAGUCCAUAGGCCAAUAAUGUUUUGUGUAGAAAGUCCCAGUUCAGCCUAUCAAACUCCUUUUCGGCAUCAAGAGAUAUCAUAAUGCUUUCCUGUUUGAUAUACUGUAACAUCUUAUAUAAGUUCAACACCUUCCUAGUAUUGUCUUGUCUCUGUCUGCCCGUCACAAAUCCCACUUGAUCCGUAUGUAUUAAUGUAGUAUAAUAUUUUUAAGUCGGUCUGGUAAGAUCUUAGCAUAGAGUUUUGCAUCUGCGUUUAAUAAAGAUAUAGGUCUAAAAUUUUGACAAACCGGUAAGGGUUUCCCAGGUUUGGGGAUAGUAAUGACAUGGGCAGACAGGAACUCAGACGGAAAGGUACCUAUUCUGCUAGCAUUAUUAAAAAAGCUAGUAAGAGCUGGGGCUAAUUCAUGCUUAAAGAUGUUAUAAUAUACAUUAGUAAAGCCAUCUGGCCCUGGUGCUUUCUCUUUCGGCAUCUUGUCUAUUUGUUGAAGAACUUCUUCUAUAGUGAUAGGUACGCAAAGCUUCUCUGACAGGUUUACAGCUAUUUUUGGAAAAGCAAUCUUAGACAAAUAUGAACGAAUAGUUGUGGAAGUAGGAAUUAACUGUGUAUUCUGAUCCUUUAGGUUAUACAAGGUGUUAUAAUAAUGUGCGAAAACAUUACAUAUUUGUAUAGGUUGCAUGACUUUAUGGCCCAAAUGUGUAUUGAUGAAUGGAAUCCUUGUCUGGGCCUGCCUAUUCCUUAUUCUUUUGCGCUAAUACUUUUGUAGCCUUAUUUCCCAGUGAAUAAGAUGUCGCUUUAAGUUUUUUCAAUGCUAUAGUAGCUUUCUUAAACUGAAUUGAUUUAAUGUCUUGUUGAACUAUCAUUAUUUGCUGUUGGAGAGCUUGAGAUGAAUUUACUUGAUUGGCUCUAUGAAGAUCUUGCAGUUUUCUCAGUAAAUUAAUUAAUGAUGUAUGGUUUGUUUUCUUAAUAUAGGAUGCUCUACUCAGCAAUGUGCCCCGAAUUACAGAUUUAUGUGCUAACCAGAGUGCCGCCGGAUUUGUAUCCUCAUUAUCAUUGCUCUCAAAAUAUUGCUGUAUUUCAUUGCGUAACAUAUCCUUGAAUGUAGUGUCGUUAAGCAACUGUUCAUUCAGUCUCCAUGGGCUUCUAUCUUUAUACUGAUAUGAAUCUAAGAGCGUGAGUGUAACUGGGUUGUGAUCAGAUUCUGCUGAAGUACCGAUCUCACAGGUACUAACCAAAUCCAAAUGUGUACUGAGCAUAAGAUAUCCAUCUAUACGUGAAUAUGUAUUAUGCACUUGUGAGUGAUGUGUGUAUUCCCGAUCUUCUGGAUGAAUCGUUCCCCAUAUGUCAUAUAGACCAUGAGAAGCUAAUAUUUUAUUAAAGGACCACUCUAGGCACCCAGACCACUUCAGCUUAAUGAAGUGGUCUGGGUGCCAGGUCCAGCUAGGGUUAACCCAUUAUUUUAUAAACAUAGCAGUUUCAGAGAAACUGCUAUGUUUAUGAAUGGGUUAAGCCUUCCCCCAAAGCCUCUAGCGGCUGUCUCAUUGACAGCCGCUAGAGGCGCUUGCGUGCUUCUCACUGUGAAAAUUACAGUGAGAGCACGCCAGCGUCCAUAGGAAAGCAUUGAUAAUGCUUUCCUAUGCGACCGGCUGAAUGCGUGCGCAGCUUUUGCCGCGCAUGCGCAUUCAGCCGACGGGGCGGUUCGGAGGAGGAGAGCUCCCCGCCCAGCGCUGGAAAAAGGUAAGUUUUUCCCCCUUUCCCCCUUCCAGAGCCGGGCGGGGAGUAUGUUUUCCUGGCACUAUAGUGGUCCUUUAAGGGAAGUGCAUUGUUUUUGCAAGAAUUUUUUCCUUUUAUGUGUAUGCAGAGCUGUUGAAUCUGCAUUAGGUUCUAAUAUAUGGUUAAAAUCCCCACAUAUGAUCAAAAUACCUGUUCGAGCCUUCUCUAUUUUGUCUAGAAGAGUUAGCAUAUAGCUGGGCUGAUUUUUGUUUGGAAAAUAGCAGUUAACUAUUGUGUAGGCAGUAUUAUUUAAUGUACAAAUAAGGAUAAUAAAUCUGCGUUGCGGGUCCAAUUGUACAUUUAUUUAAUCAAAAGCUAGUGCUUGACUCACCAAUAUUGAAACUCUUCUACUUUUAGUUGGAGAUGUGGCAUGAUAUUGGUGGGGAAAAUUUUUGAAACCUAAUAUAGGAUUAGAACCAUGUUUAAAAUGUGUCUCUCUCUUGUAGACAUAUUAUAUCUGCUUGUGAAAUAUGGAGUUCUUUGGAUAAAAUGUAGUGCUUAUGAGGUAUAUUUAAUCCUCUAACAUUUUGCGUAUACAAUUAAAUUUUACUUAUUUGUUAUAUACAAUUUUGACUUGUUGACUGUGCUAACCCAGGAAAUCAAUGCUAUGAGUCUACACAGAGAGAGAGAGAAAAAAAAGAAAAAAAAAAAGGGGAGAAAAACAAACUUAAUUUUUAAAAAGGGGGAACGACCAAUAAUGGUCAACUUCAAUAAUAUGUGCCCAAAACUGGCACUUCCUAGUUGGGGGUAAUAUGAACGAAUCCGAUUAAGCGAUUGGCAGUCCUGCGCUGAGUAGAUUUGCGCAGCCCUCAUUAAAGAUAACAUAGCAAGGAAUUAGAAAAUAAAGAAAAAAGGCUUCAUACUUAAUGGAUAUAAACAGACGAGACGGCAUUUGAGGUUGGGGAAAUUUAUACUUAAUAACCUAGCACUAAUUAUGGUUAUAUACAUAGUGUUCUGUUACCCUGACACGCUUCCCACCUUAACAUUCCAGAAGUAAUAUGAUGCAAAUUACCCCAACCAAAAUCAUUCUCUGAGACUUUUAAUUUUAAAACUUUUACGUUUCAAAACAUUAGUAUACCUUGUAGUGUCCUUUAAUUAUAAUAUAAUAUAUCUUAUAGGACAAUUAUAUCAAGCACACCACUAUAAUGUAGUUCAAAUUAUUCUUUACUACCUAUAAUUUGUAAAUUAAUAUUAAUAAUCCAUCAAGGUAUGUACCUUGUUGGAUUUCCUUUUGUUUAAAAUAAAUUACAAUGGUAGUUAACAAUGAACUAAUAUAUUAAUAAUUGCCACUCCAAGCAUAUUUGAUUAAAAGACGGUAUAUGACUUACAGCAACUAUCUAAUAAUAUUAUUUUUGAACAUACCUCUAUUGUCAAAUUCAAUAAGCUGUAGUUGUUCUGGUGACUAUAGUGUCCCUUUAAAGGAACGUCGUAAUGUUAGGAAUCUAAACAUGUAUUACUAACACUAUAGUUUUUCACUACCUAUUUAGGUGUCCACUGUCCUCCUCUGAAGGUCUAAAAGGUGAAUAUUACCUACCUCACCUUGCUGGUCUUGCUGUGACCGCUUCACCUUCUUGGCUGAGAUCAUCAAUAUUGAUGAUCUCAGCCAAUCUAAUGCAUCUCAUUAGGAAAGCUUUGGGAGGCUAGUGCGCAUGCUUGGCAUGGCAAAUCACCAUGCUGCACCAAUCAAAUGCUGCUCUAGAAGUAAUGGUGAAGACAUGCCAUGGAGACAGUCACUAGAGGUGUGUUUAGCCCUGCAAUGGAAACGUUGCAGUUUCUACAAAACUAAUGUUUUACAUUGUAGGGUCAAAAUUAAAAAGCCUCUGCGCCCAUUGAGGUUAAAUUGUCUUGGUGCCUUGAGUAGUCCUUUAAGAACAGUUUUUUUGUUACAGAGGAAAAAAGAGGCUUUGGGAUAAAGUAGAUCUACAUUUGUUUGGUAUGAAAUAUUAUUUGAAUUAGGCAUCGACAAGCCAAGAUCGUGAAAUAUUGUUUACUGUAGGAAAUUUUGCUUAUCCCUACACAUGUUUAUUUACAAUCCUUUGUGUGUGUUUGAUUUCUGGUUUUCCAGGACAAAGUUGGAAUCUGUGUUCGCAUUACUUUUGAAACACUUGCUGGUGAUAAAGCAUCAGCUGCUAUAGAGAUUGUUAAUAAUGGAAGUGCAGCCAUCUGGUAUGAAUGGAGAAGGCUGCCAAGCAAUUCCAGCCUGGAAAGACAUCACAAAGAAUCCCACGUUCAACGAUUCUACUUCAACGCUUGUGCUGGUUAGUAUGAGAGACUGCACAGAUCACCUCCAUGCAGUUCAGGUAUUUAAUCUCAGGCAGGUGAAAUAGUUGUCGCUGGCAUCUGUAACGAUUUCCCUGUGCUGCUCUAACAGUAAGACUCUCCACUUAACUCAUUCACAACCAACACUAUCAUUCAAGAUUAAAACUUCACAGCACACCGAACCAUAACACCUAUAACUAAACAGGAACCACUACACUACAAUAACCAUUCACACCUACACUACCCUAACAUACAAACUCUAACUUUCACAUAAAAUUAUAAUGUAAUUAAAAAGAUACAUAACAUUGAAGCAUGUCUUGGGAAAUUUAAUGCCAUCUCACAGUUCAUAAAAAACAAGACUGAAGAUCUUCACCCAAUGGGUGUAGACCAGAUCUGGAGCAGAGAAGAAGAUACGUAGAUGGUUGGAAGAAAGGGGGAUUAAAGAAUACAUUUCAUUUGUCAAUUUGUUUCCGUGGUUUAUAGUUUAUAUUUGUUUUUUGUUUUUUUAAGGUGUUAUAUUGCCUGGGAAAACACUGCUCCUGCCUUUCCAUUUCAAAUCUUCAACUGCGGGCAUAUUUAUGGAGAACUGGGAAUUGUGUACCCACCCGGUGUUACUGGCUGGUGCUAUGCUUCAGGUUUCUCUUUGGGGCGUUGCUCUGUAUGAAGACAAAACAUCUGCAGUACGUGAAGCUCUAGAAGUAAGUCAUGUCUUAUGUUUGUGAAUAUUUUAGGAUUCAUGAUUUCUGAUGACUUAAAGGUAGGCAGACAUGUAAUAUAGCAGCAGGAAAUGCUAGCAGAAUGCUUGGUUGUAUAGGGAGAGGUAUUAGCAGUAGAAAGAUAGAAGUGCUCAUGCCAUUGUACAGAAUACUGGUGAGACCUCACUUGGAGUAUUGUACACAGUACUGGAGACCGUAUCUCCAGAAGGAUAUUGAUACUUUAGAGAGAGUUCAGAGAAGGGCUACUAAACUGGUUCAUGGAUUGCAGGAUAAAACUUACCAGGAAAGGUUAAAGGAUCUUAACAUGUCUAGCUUGGAGGAAAGACGAGACAGGGGGGAUGUGAUAGAAACAUUUAAAUACAUAAAGGGAAUCAACACAGUAAAGGAGGAGACUAUAUUUAAAAGAAGAACAACUAUCACAACAAGAGGACAUGGUCUUCAAUUAGAGGGGCAAAGGUUUAAAAUUAAUUUCAGGAAGUAUUACUUUACUGAGGGGGUAGUGGACGCAUGGAAUAGCCUUCCAGCUGAAGUGGUAGAGGUUAACACAGUGAGGGAGUUUAAGCAUGCGUGGAAAAAUGCAUAAGGAUGUCCUAGACUUAAGAAAAGGUCAUGGACUAAUUAAAAUAUUUAGAAAAUCAGGCAGACUUGAUGGGCCAAACGGUUCUUAUCUGCCGUCACAUUCUAUGUUUCUAUUUUCAUGUGUUUUGAAGUCAUAAUUUUGUGUGACUGUUUGCAGAUGUACACCCGAUGCACACAAGUACAAUGUUACACCGCAACAUUAUUGAGAAUCUCUUUGAUUUUGCUUAUUUUAGUCUUUGUAAUUUGUUUAAAUAAUUUUCUUUUUAUCACAUUAAUAUUGAUAUACAAGUAUUGCCAUAUAAAAGUUCCUGUCUAAUGAGCAAAAAAAGUCAGCAUCAACAAUUAGGGGGGCAUAGGAAGAAGGGAAAGAAGAAAUGGAUAAGAGAAUUAAUAAAGAGAGAGGCUGGGGCAUGACUUUUGGAGCCUAAUGACACCUUCUGUAAAAUUAUAUUGCAGUAGGAAAGGGAUGCUUCCCUAAGGAUUUUCAUUUUGUCAUGGAAUGUUAUUUAAUAGGUUACUCGGAGGGACAAGAAAUUGCAGUCUAGUAUGUUUCACUGAAGGCAAUAAUAUUUGUAUAUGUUAAAUUCAAUGAACUCCUUAGAGGGUCACUCUAUGCACUCUAGUUUCUACAGGUCAGUACAAUAGUUAUGGUGCAGAGAGGCUGUAGGUACUAUCCCAAUUCUCUUCCUUUCUAAUCAUUUGGAGACACAAUAAGAAAAAAAUUGCAAACACCAUAAACCACUACAGAGUGCCCUGGCACGCCCCAGCGUAUGUUUUAGAAGAAAUAGACUUCUUACCCGUGGUUAACUGGUCUCUGCUCCGUGCCUCUGAGCUAAGUCCUGAAGUGGAAGACAUAGAAACAUAGAAUGUGACGGUAGAUAAGGACCGUUUGGCCCAUCUAGUCUGCCCAUUUAAAGAAAAAAAAAAUGUAAACUUUAAAAAAAAGGUUAUAAACCUUUGACCCAGUGCUUCGACAAUUACAGUCCAACAAAAACAUUUCAACCAGGUUUUAUUGGUUUGGUGAUAAGUACACCGACACUAUGAACAAGCUGUACAAUUAGUUCUUCUUAUUAAAACUCUAGUUAGAAUUGGAAAUCUAGAAUAAAACCAUGUAGUUCAAUGUAUUUGAAUCCGUAUUGUAGUGGCUUUUCCAGCUUUCAGUUAAAACAAAGCCGAUUUGUGGAAAAAAAAUCUAGCCCCCCUCGUACUAGCAUCUAGGAUGCUUUAAGUACAACUCAUUCUCUCCCAAGGAGGCCAGCAGAAAUUUUUAGCCACCAUAGGAGGAAAAUAAAUAAAAAGAAACAAAAAUAAAAAAGUUUAGAAGAUAGGCAUCCGUCAUGCUUUGCUUGCUAGUACUUUACAUAAAAAAUAAAAUAAAUGAGUAACAUUGUCACACAUAGUACACAAUUCUUAGAAGAAUAUCCAUCGCCAGGGGAGUUUAUUAAGUUGUAAAAUUGGACGCAAGAGAAGGGGUAUAGAACAGUUAAAAUGUUAAGACAUUAAACAUAAAAAUGUAACCUUUUGUUGUGCAUGAGAUAACAAUAUGCUUACUCAGCCACGAUAGCCGUUGUAAGCGGUAACAGGCAUAACAAUCAAAACAUGACCAAUUAAUAUACAGCAUAAUUUUACAUUUUGUUGAGAGAAAACGUAGACAGUGGAUAUAUAUAACAUGGAAUGCAACUCGCCUUCUUCCAAUAUAGCAUAUGUCGUGCUAGACAACUGGCAUUUUUUUAAAAAGUGUUGUGUAUCAUGUCAGGUUACUCUUACAUUAUUAAAGACGGAUGUACCGUGCCAGAUAACCUGCACAAGUUUUUUAAAAAUAACAUAGGAUAUGUUGAUAGAUUUCACAAGCAUGGUGUCAGAGUCUGUACUAGAUAUAUGGCAUAUAGACAUCUAGCACAUAUUUACAAUGAAUACAUCAUGUUAAAAAUGUAACAGUUUUGAGUACCAUUCACAGCUGUCAACCGUUUUACAAGCAACGUGCGAAAGGCAGGUUUCAAACAGUCAUCAUCACAGGCAUCUCAGUAUGCCAGCCUAAGAUGCACUCCCCAGAGUUAAAACAUGUAACGCCCCCCCCCCCCAGACAGCUGAAAACUGGUACUGACUGCUAACCUGUUCUUAGGAAAUGCAAUAAUUCCAUCCAAAUAAAAACAGAACGAAAAAACAAAUAAAAUAAAAACAUUUAAAAUAAAAUAUGUGGUGGGUAUUUUAAAAAUGUGUUUUCUAGAAUUAAACUACUAAAAAACUUGCAUUUACAAAAUAGUUGAUGAAAAUAUUCCUCUGAAUUGUUCAAGGGAGGUACAGGAACCACUGAUAAAAGACUCGUUACAAGAUGAAAGUUAUUCAGACUUUGAUUCUAGCUCAUUGGCUGAAAGCGCUUGCUGAUUGAUCUCAGCCAAUAAGAUAAUCCCUAAUAAGCAAAAAGUCAAACCGUUAUAAGACACUUUGACUACUUAUGUUGGGAGAGUAACAAGAAAAAGGAAACUCAAAAGGCUGGAAAGUGGGAGGGGAGGAAAAGACACUCCCGUAUCCCACUGCCGAGCCUCCAGAGUAUAGAGGUCACCUGGACUGGUAAAAGGGGGUAACCCUGGAAAUUGUAGAAAAAAGGAAGAAAAAAACCCAAAAAGGGAUGUCUUAUAUAAAGACCGCCCAGAGGGUAAAUACCCAGUCCAAUCUCAACAGUAGUGUAGUUGCCAAAAAAUAAAAAAGCCUUUAUUGAAAUCUAUUAAAAAACCUGGGUAAUCAGUGAUGGACAGAAUAAUAUAGGGAGAAAUAUGUAUGGUAGGAACAAGGCUAAUCAAGAGCCAACCCUCACAAGAAACGGAGAGGGGAUAGAAGGCAAUAUGUACCCCCAUACAUAACUCAGGUAACAAAGCAGUAGGAAAGAACAGGGAAAGGGAGAAACACACACUCCCAACCAAACAGUAGUGCUAUGCUAAUACCCUAUCUCCUAUAAAACACCUUCGUGGGUGUUCUAAUCUAAAUGCUGUCAUAACAUCUGAAGCCCCAGGUUACACACACAUACUAGAAAAACAUAAAUGAAAAGGUGCUCAGAGCAAAGUGCUCAAGAGGGUAUUAAAAACACAGAAGAACCCGACGUACGUUUCGGCGUGACCACACGCCGUCCUCAGGGGUAUCAGCAGUGAGCAAAAAACUGUCCGGGUGGUAAAUUUAUACCUUAAGCUCAUAAGCUUUAUUGUAAUCACCUAUGAUUGUGUCUAAAUUGCUCCGGUCCUCCUUAUGUUGGGAGAGUGUCAGGACACUUGUGGCAUCAUAACCUAUAGCUCACUGUAGUGGUUAUGGUGCCUGUAGUAUUCCUAUAACUUCAUUGACAAUUGAGAGUUUACACACCUGCAUUUUUAGUGUCAUUUCCAAGCAACCUGGAUAUUCUGAGAGCACUGAGGUUUUUUAAAGCCCUAAAUUACACCUGCCUCGCUGUUGACAGCCAGGUGGUCGCUCUUCCUCACUAACCUUGAGUGCUGAUUCAAAGCAGAAAUUAGGGCUUCUCUUAGAGAAGCACUAAAUUUAAAGGGACAUUCAACUGCCCCCAAAAAAUAUAUAUCUAAAAACAACUUGAAAAAGCAACAUUUCCCUGUCUGCUUCUUUUGCCAGCCCUCCUCUGCUUCCCCAGCCCAGACUUUCCAAUGCUGUUCAAUUAGAAAUCUUUGCAGGGCAGGUGCUUUGGGCAGUUGCCUGCCUCUUGAGUUUAGCUCCACUAAGCUAAACAAAAGCUAAACAAACCAGAAAGUAACAGGACCUGUUGCCUGCUGAAAGCCAGAGGGUUGUAAAAAGGUUAAAGUUAGAGUGUGAAAUUGCCUCAUAACAGGGCAGCAGGACUUGUGACUAUGUGUGUAACUUACCUAACCAGUCUAUCCAAGUUGUCUAUAGUCUGUAUGUACUGAGACCAGUGGUAAUGCUGGUCUCAGUGCUAAUGCUACUUAGAGUGAUCCUUUAAUAUUGCUGAGCCGCAGUGAUCUAGAGAAAUAUGUCAACGUGGAAAAAAUACUUAAAAUUUGCCAGAUAACCAACCACUUUAGGUCAUGCUUAGAUAUUAGAAAAUACAAUAAUUGCUUUCUUUUCCUCGCUCUUUGAGUAAUAUUUGCUACAAAUUGAUCUGUAUUGAUCUGACUGGGAAAGUUCACCUAACCCCCCAAUUUGGAAGAGGGUUCCGACACAUUAUAGUCGAGAGUACUGGCGUUCUGACUGUAUUGUAACAUUUGAUGUGUAAGUCUGUACUUGAACAGUAAUACGAGAUUAAUAAUUUAAUUUUCAAGAAAUGUCCAAUGUGUAUUUUGUAUAUUUAUAUAAAUAUAGAAAUUCAAUUGCUCUUCUGUAAAUAUUAUGCCACCUUCUCCCAUUUUUUUUUUCUCAGAAUGAAUUGCUAGCCCAGGAAUCUGUACUAGUUGCCCAGGAACUUGUGCGGGAGUUGCUGAAUGGCGUUCGUACCCCUGAGAGGCCACAAUCUCCACUAACAUGUGUCACUGAGGAAGAAAAGUUCCAUUUAGUAAACCCUAAGGUGCGAGAUGUAUUUACAGUUUUAAGCAGACUGAAAAUUGUGUGUGUACCACAAAAGUCAUUUACCGUAAUUUAAUUGCAGAUCACUUUUUGAAAUACUUAAUACUUUUAAUAGCAAAAAAUGUAAUAUUUUCAUAGCAAAAUAGAAAAGUUGGAUAUAUUUUUCCAAUUCUGCUAUAUUGAUUAGCAGUUCUUUCCUAUUCCUAUAAUGAAUAAUUCUCUAAUUGUGAUUGGUCAUUUUCGCUUGCUCUGUAUAAUUACUUUAUUAUGUUAUCAUUUUUUUCGUAUAGCUAUAUUAUAAACAACAGACUGUACAAGAGCUGCACCAGUUAUGGAAGGAUUGUAUUGCCACACUUGACUCAGAAAACCAAAACCAUGAAAAUUUUGAACACGAAAUGCCACUGGAAUCUACCACUUUACACCGAGGCAUUGAAGGCACUCAGGGUUCACAGGCAGAGAACGUGAAAACUGAUUCUGCCUGGAAUCUAUCAGUAAUGGAAAUCAAACAGGUAUGCAUUCAAUAUACAAACCGGGCCACUAUUUGGGUUAUUUGAGUGACGCUCCAGCCCCAGACUUUGCACAAUGUGAAACUCAGUGGGUGUGUGUGGUACCACAAUUAUGUGACUCGUGCUCAGACAUUGUGAGUGCCAUGCAGGGCACUUAGAAUAUUUGUGUGAGAGCAAUCAUAACAAUGGAGCCCCCAAAGUGCUGCUCAUGUAUGUCAACAUCUUCUGGGAUACCAUGCCCCCCAACCUCUCUUGUGCUAUCACUGAAUGAAAGCAGAAAGGAAUCACUUUGUCAGCAAGGUCUCCGAGAUCCAUAUAGAUGCCCAGGAGUUCCUCAUUCAGGUACGCAGUCAGGGAUUCCACCAAAGGCAGUAGUGUGACUAGUAUGCUCCAAGUAGGUAGGUCAGAUGCCUCAGAGAAGACUGAAAUGAUUACUAGGUAGACUGUAUUUUCAACAUGGAUAGGACCUGCAUCUUGGAUGCAGAUCCCAACUGCUGUUCAUAGAGUCAGAUAGUGAUUGAAGGGCAUAAUGGGAACAAAAGACCCCUAUCCCACCAUCGUGGAAAAAACAAAUUUGUCAGCUACAAAUUUUGUUUUCCAGUUAAUAAACAGCCAUCAUGAAAUAGUUUACAUGAAAGCACAGUAAAUCUUAUUUACUUUUUGUUAACUAUCCUUCCACAGACCCUAAGAUCUGUUCAAAAGGAUGAAACUAAAGAGAUGCUCCUUCUCCAGCUCAAUAACCAUGUCACUCAGAGUUCUUCACAGCCCCAGGAAGUUACAGUGGACCUCGUGUAUCAAGCUUGGUAAGUGGUCAAUGUGUAUCGUUCCAUAAAUAUGUUAUUCUGGUAAAACCAUGUGAUUUCAUUAUUUAACAUAGUUCAAGUAACAAGUUGUAAUUUUAGUAUCUGAGAUGUCAGACUAUGUAGGGAAUCAGUAGUAACAGAUAGUGUAGAUAUAGAGAGGCAGCUAUUCACACACAGCAGAAGAGAAGCUAUUGAAAUUAAAAUACUGAAUACUAAAAUACUUCUGGUGUUAGCCUUACAAGCUCACAGGAGUUAAAACCAAAGAUUGCAAAGGCUGACCCUUGGCCAAGUGGUACCUACACCUGGGUAUGGCUCUCUCCUCCCAUGCAACUCCUCUUUAAUUUCUCAAAUUUUCUCUCCUUUUUAAUUAUCCCUGUAUUCCAUGUAUCUUCCCUAUGGCUCUUUCUCCUCUCCCCAACCCUUGUCUCCUUUUACAAAUCUGUACAGCCACACUGUAUCACACGCACACUCUUUCUCCCACUGAAUCAAAAACACAAACAGUCACAUACACACAAUCAAAGAUGUUGUCAAAUGAAAAUAUAAAACGAUGUGAAGUCUUAAAAAAAAAAAAAAAAGUGUUGUGUGUAUGUACCACGUCACUAUGGGUAUUAUGUGUGAUACAUUAAAUGGAAUCUUAAGCUGUUCAUACCUCUAGUGCUAAUUAUCUCCUCUCUGUCCCGGUCUGUAAUUGACCUUUGCGUCUUAUUUCUUGUUCUACCCCUCACAAAAGAACUCUAAAUAUAAACUCAUUGAUUUUUCACAAUCAUUAUAUUUUUCCUUUGGAUAUUUUCCGUUUGGAAAACACCCGAACAAAAUACAUAUUGCAUGCAAGGUGUUGCCCAUGCUUGUUACAGCAUCCUUGAAAGUCCAUGUGUAGUGCGAUUGGAGUAUGCUUAAACUGAAAAGUGAUAAAAAAAAAAUGUUUACAUAGAUUCUACUACUUCUAAUAGAAUCAAGCCCAAUGUUUAUUUAUUUCAAACUUAUUUACUAUUUUAAUGUUGAGAUUCUAUGGUUCAAGAAUGCUAUCUUUCAAAUUAAUUGGAUGUUUUCUCAAAUCACAUUUAGUUAUACCUUAUUGCAGCUUACAGUUGUGGCGUAAAGGUAUUGAUGACAUGGUUGAACGUUCUCUGUUGCUGCGCAUGUUAAUGGAGAUGCCUGAAAAGGAUCUUGCUACAGAAUUUGCUGUGGAGGAAGCAGGUAACAGUUUGAAAGACUAAAUGUUAAGGUUUGUGGAUGCCUAUAAAUAAUACUAUAAUAUCUAGCUGUCAAUUUCACGUGAGUUUCUCUGACUCUAUUGCUCACAGUCUUUGUUUUUGAAACAUUCAGCUGUCUGUCUAUGUGUUCCUAUCUGUCAGUCAGUUACUAUUUAGCAUUGAAUUUAUUAUUCAGGCACACCGCUGGUAUUAACGCAUUGCCUACCAGAAUAAAUCAUUCAAUAGAAAAUAAUGGAUGUUAUUGUUUUAGCAUUCGAACAGAAAAACAUGAAAGGAAGCAAAGAAGAAAAGAAAGGAGGCAAAACAGGAUCACGGGAUAGAGCAGACGUAAGUUAUGCGUAAAUAAUAGAACUAAAACGUAAAAACAAAUAAAUCCAUUCAAAACAAAUAAAUCCAUUCAUCUGAUCAUUCUCUGCCAAUAAGCUAACCCUUUUACUGCUGUACUGGGAUUUGGGAUAGUGGGCAGGUAACUGUUGUUCUUUUGUUUUAUGUUGUGUAUUUGGGCUAAUUAAUACUAAGGCCAUUGCUGCCGCUCACGGGUACUGUGAGUUUGAGUACCAGUCCUAAUUGUUUGUGACCAUAUGUAGUUGAGAUUGUGAUACAUGAUUAGUGUAAGCAUCUAAAGCUGCUAAUGUAGGGCAGACAGCAACAGCUGCUACAAGCUAUCUACUAAACAGCUGGUACAGGAUGAACCUGGGCCACUGGAUCUGUGCGGGCCAGGAGUGUCUGCAGGGCCUGAAUAUUCCAUUCUAAGGUCCAAGUUAUUAAUCUUACUCUCACUAAUCACAAGAGUCUCUAUUUUAGCUGCAAGAUCUACAUUGGCUGUUUUGGACUGUAAAAACAUAGUGUGUUGAAUUAUUAUAUGCAGAUGUAGAAAAGCAAUAGAAAGGGAAUAUUGUCAAUACUUAGAGUGACAAGGCUUAGCAAAACAUACAUCCUAAAAGGUCAUGACUAAUACAUGAAAACAUGCAAUCAAAUAUCAGUGCAUAACUAACAAAGAUAGAGUUUUGUAAUAAGCUUUAGAAGUUGCAAUUAUGUUUCCAUCCACCAAGUGUUGCGUGUGUAACUGUGUCUGUGUGACUGUCUAUCUGACUGCCUGUGUGUGUGACUGUCUGCCUGCCUGUCUGUGUGUCUGCCUGCCUGUGUAUGUGUCUUUGACUGCCUGCCUGUGUGUGUGUGUGACUGCCUGUCUGUGUGUGUGACUGUGUGUGUGUGACUGUCUGACUGUGUGUGAUUUCAGUUGUUUCAUUGUAGUUGUGUCAUUGUGUGUGCCUGUAUGUGUGACUUCCUUUAACUGAGAGUGUGUGUGUGUGUGCGCGCGCAUGCCUGUAACCGAGUGUGUAUGAGUGUCUGCUUGUAAUGGAGUAUGUGUGAUUGUCUGCUUGUGACUGUGUGCCUGUAACUGUUUGUGAUUGUGUGCCUGUAACUGUGUGUGACUGUCUGCUUUUAACGGUGUUUGGCUCCCUGACUGUCUGCCUGUACCUGUGUGUGUGACUGUUUGCCUGUAACUGAGCGUGUCUGACUGUCUGCUUGUAACUGUUUGUGUGACUGUCUGCUUGUGUGUGUGACUGUAUAUAGGCAACUUGGUGGGGAGGCGCUGUGAAGACUUUUCGCACAGGGCGCCUAAUUGGCCGGCCCUGGAUAGGACCAAGAAAUUACACUGCCACUGAAAUGGGGGGUGUGAAGAAAUUGAAGAAUGAGAGCAUGAUCAACAUUGUCAAAGGUAGCAGAGAGGUCUAGAAGAAUUAUUACGGAGUAGUGGCCUUUGGAUUUAGCCGUCAUUAUAUUGUUAGUUGCUUUAGCCAGAGUAGUCUCAUAGAAUUGACUUCCCAUGAAGAUUCCUUGGGCUAAAAUUACAUGGUAGUGGUAAAACAUAGUCAGUGCCGGAACUUUGUUUUAAAGAAAUAGAAUAAACUAAACAUAAUUCUUGGUCGUCAGGAUAGGAUCUUGACAAUUGGUCUAACCUUGAUCUUCUGUGUUUAUGAACAGGGAAGGCAGGAGAAGAAGCCAUCCACAAUAUAAAUACAAAUACAGAGAUACAACUUUGGAAAAUUAACUUGUAUAUAGUAAAAUAAAAGAUAAAAGAAAACGCGCAAAAUACCUAGAAAACCAUCGAAAAACUUUGAAGCAUAACAUUUCCAUAGGGGAUGCUGGCGCUAUCAUAUUGGAUUGUCUUAACCGCUAGCCUGGCAAAGAGAAUACAGCCCUACAAGACACAGAACACACAUUAUAGCAAGAAACCUCUUACAGCAAGGAAACGUCCCUGCACAAAACGCCACAAACUCUUCUCCAAAAUAUGUUCUCCCACAUAUUCCCUGCACUGAACUGUGGCAUUUAUAGGAUCUUAAGCAAAGCUACUCUAUGCUGCAGCUAACUCAAUGGAGUUAAGUUGGAUACAUCCAAUGAAGCAGUCUCUUAAGACUAUUAACACUCAACACUAGAGACUGGUUUACUGGUUCCAUCAGGAGAGAGAGAGGCGCUGGAUCCCCGUAGUAGUAUCAUGAUAGGCAUGGUAGAGGAGAACCAAAUAAAAUGUAUAUUGAGGGGUUUAACACUAUCCCUGUCCGUUAGCUAGGACAGGAAAAAAAGAUGUGGCAGCUCAGGCUGUUAAAUAUUUAAUUAAUUAUAAUUUCACAGAAAUUUAAACUCAGACAAAAGAUAUGCUGAUGCAAAGAAGGCACUACUUUGUCCCAGUAUAUUUCCUAUGCCUGGCACUUCUAGACACUGGGCAGAGCUACCACCAUUUAAAAGUGUCAAUCUCCCAGCCAUCUUCAGUGAUGGCUGCUGAGAUAUUAGCUGUAUCUAUAGGGGAUCCCGCGGUAUUGCAGGAUCCUCCCUAGACCUCAAUGCUACAUUCUCGUAAAUGCGCAAGAGUACAGCAGUGAUGUUGGUUCCUGGCAUUUCAACCUCAGACAAGGACCGGCCUGGAAGAAGAUGGUGCACACGAGGGACAAGUUCAGCUAAGUAAAUUUCACGUGUCCCUAGACCACUUUCAGACACCGGACCACCAGCAGCAAUAUCACCAUCAGGGGUCUUUGCAAAUUAUGCAAAGUCCCCAGACGGUGACAGUAGCACUUUAAGUCACUUGCUUAACACAUGCUGGGCAGUAUCAAUGUGAAUAGCAUCGGUGCUUUGGCAUAGGUACACAGAGCAUAAAGAGAAUUGCAAUAAUAAACGGAAAUUAUAUAUUAUAUUAUUAUAUAUAAUACCACGGAAAUUAUAUUUAAAUCCCAAAUUAUAUUUUGAUUCUCACGUUAUUACACCUAUAAUUUAAGUAUGCCUUUAAACAACCACACAUGCUAAAAAAGCUUUGGACGUUUUUUGUAACAUACCCCCUUGCACACUGUCUUAAAGCAGUUAUCAUAGCUGUUGUAGACAUAACUUUUUAUUGUUAUUUAUAUUUUCUUAAAGCUGAUCUAUUCCAUCCCAAAGUUUAGUUGGGUUUACAUGUGUUUUUGCAAGUGUAUAAUUUGUAGCUAAGACAAAGAAACAUAGAAUGUGACAGCAGAUAAGAACCAUUCGGCCCUUCGAGUCUGCCCAAUUUUCUAAAUGCUUUCAUUACUCCCUGGCCUUAUCUUAUAGUUAGGAUAGCCUUAUGCCUAUCCCAUGCAUGCUUAAACUCCCUCACUGUGUUAACCUCUACCACUUCAGCUGGAAGGCUAUUGCAUGUAUCCACUACCCUCUCAGUAAAGUAAAGACGGCUAAUGGGGAAAUAAUAUUUCAUCAGUUUAGCUCUGCUGAGUAACUGAAAAAAUAUUGCUGAUAACAUAUAAAGUAAGCAAAAUAUACAAUGUGUUGCAGUAAUGUAUUACUUUCAAGAAUUAUAUUGAACAGAAAGUAACUAAAAAAUUGCUAUAAGUACUUGUGUGAUAAUCCAUUUUGUGGAUCCAUUUUGUGCUAAUUGGCUGAAAACCUUAGCUCUUCUUGUUAUGGAAACUUUACUUUUUCUAUCCUAUGUUAGGAACCAUCGAACAACCGAAAAGGAAAAGGCAAAGAAGAAAAAAAAUCUAUGAAGCCACUAGGCAUUUCUCAAGAGAACGAUCUUUCUAUGUCAUCAGGAGAAAAUUUAGAUCUUAUGUCCCCAGCCUCACAAUCCCUCCAAGUCGAUCCAGCAGUGAAAGAAAAAUAUUAUGAGGGUUUGCAUACUGAGGUAUGUCUAAUGCCACUUGUCUCAAACUGGACACAAAGAACGAUAUCAAAUAUAGAAUGUUAUUAAUAAAUCAAUUGAGGAACUGACUUUUUUUUUUAAAUCACUACAAAUUGGUACCUAUUAUAAACAGCUAAGUGCAGUUAAAUAAUACUCCACAAACAAAAUUAUUGUACUUAAACAGGAACAAAUCAAUAUGACAAGAUCAAUAUCACAAAACAUGUGAAAUGAUACUUAGAACAUUAUCGGAAUACUAUAUUGCUAGGAAUACAAACAUGUUUUCCUAACUCUAUAGCUCCCUCUGCCUUCCCCCUCCUUCGUGGCCCCCGGCCAAUAAAAGGUUAAAAAGUCUCUAUUUAACCAAUCCCAUCGCCGAUUUCCCUUGGCUCUCUGCCUCCUCCAACAUCAUCCGAUGGGGGAAUCUCAUGCGCAUACACUGCAAGCGUAUUAGGCCCUCUUCUUAGGAAAGCAUUGAAUCAAUGCUUUCCUAUGGGGAUUUAACUGACACUGGAUAUCCUCAUGCAGAGCGACAGUUAGGCGACCAAACGUUGCCUAGCAAGCAGGAAGUGAUCCUAGUGGCUGUCUUAGUGCUGCAAUGUAGGGACACUGCACCCAGACCACUUCAAUGAGCUGAAGUGGUUUGGAUAGCUAUUGUGUCUCUUUAAAAGUUAGCAAAGAUGAGCAAAGCCUUUUAAUAAAUCGAAGAAAAAAAAGUUUCAUUGUGGGAGGAAUUGUGUUGAAAUCACAAGUGCAAGAGAUUUAAACUUUUAGACCAAAAUAGCUAACCUAGAUUCUUUUGAAACUCCUCUAUAAAACAAAUAUAUAUUUCCAGUGAAUUCAGUUCAGCUGAAAACUGAUCAAUGCCACAGGUUACUGAAAGCUUAAUACAAUUAGAAAAACAGUCAUGUGGCUUAUUCAAUACUGUUUGAAAUGGAGAGCAAAAAACGGGUCGCAAGAGUAUUCUGAGAACGGACAGCAGCUAAAAUAGCCUGCCCUUCGGUGGAUCCCCGCUCAGAACUCAAGCUGGUUUUAGCUCAUCUUGUGCCAUUACAGAGAGAACAUAUCUGAAGCAUAUCAGACUGGUCCCACCCAUACGGGCAGUCCAGAUCCGAAAUGCCAGCAAGUUCUCUCUACACAAGAGAUACAGCAAUCCCAGACGAUCAUUUCAGCCUUGUUAGGCAUCAUCAGUGAGGCAUAGCUGAUAUCUCUCUAGGCACCGUGAGCAAGGGGUCCACGUCUGGAUUACCCUUUAAACUAAUGGAGAGCAAAAAACGGGUCGCAAGAGUAUUCUGAGAACAGACAGCAGCUAAAAUAGCCUGCCCUUCGCUGGAUCCCCGCUCAGAACUCAAGCUGGUUUUAGCUCAUCUUGUGCCAUUACAGAGAGAACAUAUCUGAAGCAUAUCAGACUGGUCCCACCCAUACAGGCAGUCCAGAUCCGAAAUGCCAGCAAGUUUUCUGUGCACGAGAGAUACAGCAACCCCAGACGAUCGUUUCAGCCUUGUUAGGCAUCAUCAGUGAGGCAUAGCUGAUAUCUCUCUAGGCACCGUGCCCUCCACUCGUUAGCCCCCCCUCCCCUCCACUCUUUAGUCCCCCUCCACUCUAUAGCCCCCAUCCCCUCUUCAGCCCCCCCCCUGCCCACUAAUCAUUAGCUCCCCUGCCCUUCACUCUUUAGCCCCCCUCCCCUUGACUCUUCAGCCCCCCUGCCCUCCAAUCUUUAGCCCUUCCAAUCUUUAGUCCCACGGUACUCCAACCUUUAGCCCCCAUGUCUUCCUGCCCUUUAAUCUUUAUCCCUCCUCCCCUAUGCCUGCUCAGUCCGCAUCAGAGGAGCCUCUGUUACCCUUACCAAGUCCGACAGGAAGCAGUUCUGUGUCCUGUCAGACUGGGUAGGGGAACAGAGAUUCCUCUACCGCCGUCUGCCUGCUUGGUCACGCUAUAUUUUGUGACCGGCAGGAGGGGGCGCUGCGUAGUGCAGUCACCAGGAGAUUGCCCCACCCCCCGGGGCACCACCCUAAUGAGUGGCAUCAAGGGCAACCCCCACUUAGUGCGCCACUGCUUAAACUGGCUUUCAGCCUGUAGGCUAGCCCUGCACUCUAGAGCUUAGUACAGGAGAGCUAAGCGAAGCCUCCUGCUUAGGAACUUCUGUCUCCAUCGAUAGUAGUGAAGGCAGGGAGAAUAGCCUGGCAGAACCCUGCCUCUGUUGUUUUAAAACUUACUUACAAUGGGACUGAUAAACAGAUAUACUAUUAGAAAAUCAAAGCUUUGUGAUUUAGUGAUUUAUUAAAACAUAGCAUCUAUUAAAAAGUGUAAAAUAUCACUGUAGAAUCAAAAUAUUCUAAUUCAAAUGUUCUACUAAUAUCACCUCCCCUGGUUUUUAAUUUCACUAUCUGAAUACCCUGUGGAGAUAAUUAAUGGUAUCUCCAAAUACAGUACCUCAGGGGAUGGACAAAAAUUUGUAGUACCCAUAUUGGAUUGAAUAUCAAACGUUGAAAAUAUCAUAUGUUGAAAAUAUCGAAUGAGAUGAUUUAAUUCUAUUUAUCUGGCACAUAUAUCCUGAUAAAUGGCCUCAUCGGAUUCCUGAACUAAAAGUUGUUGCUAAUUUUUGGUUGUUGAUGCUAUUUGCCUGCUGACUGCAGGCUGCACUAGCCAGUUUCAAGCAGCGUACCUGUUUAUCAAGUUUGUCUGCUUGAUGUUCAACUAGCAUUAAAUCGAUAAAUAAAUCGUCACACCAGAUUUAGUGUGAAGAUACAGGUUGUCCACAAAUGUUUAGCAACAAAUUCGAAGCCCAUUACUGUUAAUAGCUCAGUGUAGGAGAUACCACAGCACAGCAAGUUUACGCUGAGCUUUCUGACCUCUACUUUGAUACCUGUUCCCUACUGUGCCAAUACACUUUGACUUUUAUAAUUAAACAACAAUUAAUAAAGGAAAAAAUAAAUUCUAAACUUUUCUUACGGCCUUCGUCAAACAUACCGGAACGGAGUAAAUUAAUUUGAGCACGAUUGAACGACUUCUUAUGUUGAAGAGUUAAAUACGACAAGAUAUGCCUUAUGUAGUAUUUUUGUAUUAGGGUUGUUAACACCUGUAUUGAUGUCAUUCCUUUCUUGUACCACCAAAAAUGAAUGAGAAAAUAAAGAUUGUAAAAAAUAAAUAAAUUGAAAAACUUUGAUAAUUAUCUAAUGUUUUUGCCGAUAGGAUUCAAUGGAGAACCAAUUAGUCAGAACCAAUUCCAUAUAAUACAAGGUGACAUUACAGUUUGUUAGGGUCAUUCAGCUUAUACUGAUUGACAUCGAUAUAUUAAAUCAUUAUAAUCCAACUGAAAAUUAAUUUCAAAACAUGCACAUGGAGUUGACAAGAUAAUGGAAAUGCAACAUAAAAAAGUUUAACUUUGGACUUGGUCAUAAUUCUGUAUGCACCUGGUUUAAUACUAAUACGUUGAUGUGUCUGCUGUUUUACAUUUCUAAAUACAAACAUAUUGUGCUAAACUUGGCAUCCAUCUCUGAUGGAUACGGUAUUCAGUCCCAAUAUAAAAAAAAAAACAGCAUGAAAAAGAACACUAUUCCAAAUCCCAUUAAAUGGUUAAAUAACAGAUGCUAUUAGUAUCACCAGGCAGCCAUAAAGUGUAGGUUCACCUGCCGACAUGAAACCAUGACUCUUAAGUGAAUCCUUCACGGAUGUUAAGUUAAAACUUUACACACUUAGCCUGACUUGUAAACUCCAGCUUUUAGCACAUUGAUAUGGGCUUUUAUGAUACUUAAUGAUGUUGGGAAAGUGUUCAUUUUCCUACUGAACCACAAUAUCAGAUUUAGCUUUUGAAUGUGAAUCAAAUGUAAAAGUCUAGUGUAACAUUACAUUGAGAAUUUAAUUAUGAUUUAGCAACAAACACAUAAGUUAUAAAUUCUAUAUGUGCACGUGUGCUCUGUGUGAAUACCAUCUGAAUAAAAAGAACAAUAGACUCUAGCCUUAUCCAAAAUCAGAACAUUUGGCAGUAUUGGUAUCUACAUAUUGCAAUGCUCAAACAUUUGCAGACUGGAAAAUAUCCUGACUGCUGUAAUGCAUGUGCAAAUAUUUUUAUAAUCAAAGAGACUUUCCAGACAUGCAUCAUGACUUUUGCUCCACUGAGCUAAACAAACCAGAAGCAACAGGACCAGUUGUUUCUUGGACAGCCUGGAGCAUGUUCAAGGUUAAUUUAUGCCUCGUUUCCACUGAGCGGAUCGAUUCGGGUUGGUACAGUUUGGAAGGUUUAGAAUGGACCAGCCCAUUCUGGUGACCGUUUCCACUGCAAGUCAGAUCUUUCAGGGCCAUGCGGGGUUUAGAAAAAAUGCUCUUCCUGUCCACCAAUCAAUGGACUGUAUAGUAUCUCCGCCCUAACCGAACAGUUCCAUUUCCUAUGGCCCUACAUCUGAAGCAGGACCCUGAAUGGAUCGGUACGGCUUGCUUGUAUGGACUACUUUCAUAAUGGAAACACCCAAAAUAGCAAACCGUACCGAACCGAUCCGCUCAGUGGAAACGAGGCAUAAUAGAAGUGACAAUUUUUAUCGAAAUCGGCACCUUUUUAACAUGAAAGGCUGAAGUGUUUUAGAUGUCUGUAGUGUCCUUUUAAAUGCAUGCAUCUUUUCAAUGGGUUAUAUUUACGGAAGAGUGAUUUUUAUGUAUUUAUUUUUUGGCCAGUGACUCUUUUAUCUCCACAGUUUAGGCACACCAUUUAUUAUUGUUACAUUUUAUGUAUAACAGUAUUUAGUGUGUUAUAAUUAUUUGCACAUUCUCUAUUAUGACUAAAAUAUAUUUAUACUAUUAAACUUUAUUUGUUACAGGUUUAUGGAAUCUUGCUUUCCCUGGUGCAGGAUAUGGUGAUUAUUGCCGAGAGUUUAACUCCCAGGCGUUCUGUGAUGGAACACGAGUUUAUGGAUCAAACAUUGUGA